AAUCGUUUCGCAUUCGAACGCUUAGGUACCGGGCCGGCACACGUCCGUUCGCACCGUCCCCGCGACGUAUCCGCACGGUAUCGUUAUUGUCGUUACGUUUUUAUUAAAAUUUGUUCGCGCCAACCAGAUAUUCGUCCGUCUCUCGCGACUUUGUUACGUUUUUAUUUUUUCCCAUAUCGCAGGGACCGAAAUAUUACCAGCACAACAACAAUAAUAGCAAUAAUAUUACCGGCAAACUUGCCUGAAAAUAUACAAUAAUAUUUUCCGAAAUAUAAUAUACCGUUGAAAUUCCCGUCGGGUUUAUUAUUAUUCACGUUUUCCGUACACACAAUUUAGUCCGCGAUAAGGUGUAUAAUAAUAAUAAUAAUAAUAAUAACAAUAAUAAUAAUAUUGUUUAUCGUUAUUAUUCCGUCGACUACGUUCGCACAAGCCAGCCCGGUUCGGUUCAGUUCAGGUAACAACAUACACAUAAUAAUAAUGAUAAUAUUAUUAAUAAUAAUUCGCGUAUUUAUUUUCGUCGCUACAACAAUAAUAAUAAUAUUAACACAAUCGCAGUAGUUAAAUAUUAAUAUUAUUGUUGUUGGAUUGCGAGCCGCCGUCCUGCGAGCGUUAGCGGCGAAAAAAAAAAAAAAGCGAUUGUCAUAACUCAUAAUAUUAUUAUAAUAUUAUUGCAGUAGGGUACGGUGCCUAGCGUAUCUGUUCGCGCGCGCGAAUGUGUGUGUGUGUGUGUGUGUGUGUGUGAAACUACGUCCACGUGGGUUCCCAUUCAACGCGUCAAUACUCUCGUUCGUUACGAUAAUUUAUAACUGCGCAGUGGCGUACCUAGGGUUCUCUUACGGGUGAUAGGGGGGCGGGCGAAAUAUAUUUUCACCGUUCUCAGAGUAGACAAUUUCUGAGAAAUUCAAAAAAUAUAACAAUGCGCGUAUAUUGUCACGUAUAAUUACGCGUAUAAUUAUACGACCCACGGGGGGGAGAGGCCCCCCCAUACAGGUACGUCGUACCUGUGACUACGGCAUUCCGGUAAUAAUGUUCUGCAGAGUCGCGUAUGUUUUUCCGUUUGUUUUUUACCGACCGGAAACCGUUUUCCGUUUUCUCGCGCCAAUGUGUUCCGAUACCGCGCGGUGACGUAUCGGCUGCGGGAUUUGACGAUUAUUUUAACGAUUUGUCGACCACAUUACAAUUGCAAUACACUGUACACUAACGACAUUGUCAAAUCCUGCAGAUACACCUUGUGCCCGUAUUAUUAUUAUGACAUAAUAUUGUACCGUUUUAGUCGUGCGGUUACGCGGUCGAUUGUCGAUACAGGCACGGAUCUAGAGAAAAGAUUUAGGGGAUGCCCGACUAGUUUUUACAACACAAAUACAAUUAAAAUAUAAAAUUAUAUUUUAUCAUGCGUAUCAGUGAUUGGAAUAUAGUAAUAUCAGGAUCUAUAGAAGUAUGAAAAAAAAAAAAAAAAUCGGAGAAAUAAAAUGUCAGGGGGGCCUAGGGACUGGGCCUCCCUGUAUCCGUCCCUGAGUCGAUAGCACAGUAUGUUACGGCGAAUCGAUCGUAUUCGGAUUCAUUUCGAUCGAUUCACGGUUACGUUUACGGUUUAAAAUUUACAAACUUCUUUCGUUUUUAUUUCCUAUUUUUUUUUUUAAGCAAUCGUUUUUUUAGAAUCGAAAUUGAAUCACUUUAAGUAUGUGAAUAUUUCCUAGGCUCAUUGGUUUAAAUGCAUGAAAAAUACGCGCGUUUGCUGGCCCCUUAAUGCAUUUUCUACCAAAAAUAAUGCUUCAACCGUCAAAACCGGAUAGGGAGGGGGGGUUUGGAAGAGUGGUCGAUGGUUUUCUGUUACAAAUUCCGUAGUGUCACAGAAGUCUUUUUUUCGAUAUUUCUUGUGGUUUUUUUUUAAAAAUUAAAGAAAAAAAAAAACUUUAACAAUGACGGUCUUUUUUAUUUCGAUUUUGUCGUACCUAAGUAAAAAACGUUCGAAAAUAAAAAAAAAGUCUUCGAGAUUCGAAACUUUCAUCGAAUAGCUCUAUCUAGACAAGGUAAAAUUUUCAAAUUAUUAUGGCCAUUUUUAAAUAAUAUUUUCAGAUAUUUUUUCAGCAGACCAAAAUGUGUUGUUUUGUAAUUUUUAUGAAACAAAAGUGAGUGUGGAUAAAAGUUUUAUGUUGUCAUCUCACAUCUUAAAACGGAAAAUAUAAUUAUUGUUAUUUAUUAAAUUACUUUUAGAUUAAAUAAAAAAAAAAAAAUUAAUUAUGGUAAGCAUUUAAGUACACAUAGCCUUUUUCGUGAAAUUUUGGUGAUAUUUUAAUGUAUUUUUGCAUGUAUACUUUCAUUAUUGUCAAUGUUUAUAAGUCCCGAAUCCUAAAUAGAACGUAGGUGCCUAUAAUAAUAUAAUCUUUACGUUAUGCAGUUGUAGGCAUUUAUGUAAUUUUAUUAUCGAAAAAAGCAUACACUGUCUGCAGUGAGCCGGGAACAUUGCAGUUACUGGCAAUCAAAAACCGAAAAAAAAAAUAAAAUAAAAAAUAAUAAUAAUACGUAUUUCAAUGCAGUUGAUGUCCGUAUAAAUAUACGCAAUGCGGCGGUUUAUCUUUUGACAAAAUUAAUAUAUUGCGCGGAUACAAUCACGAAUCGGUAUGUUAUGGUAUCAUUUUCUUAUUUACCAUCGGAUUUCGAAAGGUUCGGAUAAACGGAACCUCCGUUCCGCGCCGUAAAAUGUUUUACGUUCAAAUAAACGCAAUGCUAUAUUCGCUGCGAAACGUCCCCGCCCUCUCACGUUCGCGCGGGAUCCGUUUGUCCGGACUGAUUUGUUUGUUGUUUGCACCUGCAGUAUAAUAACGUUCGGUCGUGUUUAUCCGGCCGUUAUAUUAUUGUUAAGCGGGUACAUUUACGAGAUAUUUUCGUUUGUGAAAUCCGAAAAAAAAAAAACAAAACAAAACAAAAGAAAAAAAAAAAUCGAUCGUUUCUACGGCGGCGUAGGUCUAAAUAAACACAAGAACGCCAGCCAGACGUACGCUGCCCUUUUGCGCGUACGAACCUACAGACAUAGAAAGAAAAAAGAAACACGACUACUCGGCAACAAUAAACAGCUUUGCGAGUUUCUAUAUUCUUACGUGCGUAUAAAACGGGUUUCGUUUUUUUUUUUUUUUGCCUUUUGCUUGGCACUGACCGUAGGUUAGAGGUACGUUACCUACAACAUUGUGUGUGUGUAUGCGGUACUCGACAAUACGGCCGCAGCAGACGGGCGACGGCAGUCGUCGAAUUUUACCACAAUAAUGCGCGCGUUCUGUAUGCACGGCAUGGCAUGGCUUGCUAAAAUCUCCGAUCCGGGGUUCGCGUGUGAGCGAACAAGGAAGCCGACCAACCCCUUCGCCAAUCGUUCAGGGCACGACGACGACCCUAAAUUAAUAUUCGACGCUAACGCAAUUUUCCGUCUCCCUCUUCAUUAUUACCGCAGCAGCUGUCUCGCUGCACGACUUUGCCCGGUGUCGGUAUUGAAUGACAAAAAAAAAAAAAAUAAAAAAAUUUAUACAAAUCGAAAAACGCGUUUCCCCGCCACUCCGUUUCCACCCACCCUCCCGUACCUUUCACUGGUGUAGGCUUGAGGAAACGUUAUAACCGCGCGACAUAGCGAAUUUUCGUUCAGCACUGACAACCCUCCUGUACUGUUGGUUUUAACGUCGCAGUAAAAUGACAUAUUAUCAAACUUAAAUAUAAUAACUACGUACAUUAUCUAUGUCGUGCAGUCGUGUUAUUUUUUUUCGUAAUUUCAAUUUGUAAUCGAGAUACGAGUGAUCACGACUUAAAAAUCCUUAAAAAUUAAAAUAACGGCGCGUCACAAGUAAUGUUCUUAUAUUAAAGUUCGAUAAUAGGUCAAUUCGCUCUAAUAUAAAACUAACAGCGCUGAGUUUGUCCUUGUUGAACGAAAAUUUCCCUUGUCACGUGUUUGUAAGACGGUGACAAACACGUGCGGACAUAACGUACUCCUAUCGUUGGUAUCCGUUCAUUUUUUUUUUCCUUGAACAUGUAUUUUCUCACACUCGCGAUAUCCAAAUUAACGGUACAAACGGAUUUUUUUGUCCGUGCCCGUGGGUAACCCAUACAAAAACAACAUGAACAACCAAAAAAAAAAAAAAAAACAAAUCCAAUUUUCCUUCCAAAAAUACCGAAAACACAGCGUCAGUCGCGGGCUGGAAUUUUUAAAAAUUUUCUCGUAGCGAUCAUCGCUUUCGUAUAAUAAUAUUGUAUAAAGAACUUCUUUUCGAAAUUUCGAGUUUCUUGGCUCAAUGGUUCGGGCUGCGCGCAAGGCGGUAAAAUAACAGAAAAAAAAAAUAAUGACGCAACGAUAGAUUUCGAUGCCGUCACGUGAUUCUAUAUAAUACGCGGUCUGACAAUGAUUUGACGCCCAACCUAUAUAAUUUUACAAUUCAUUUUUCGUAUUAUCGUUUCCGUCCAUAAUCGUCGUCGUCACUUUUAUUAUUAUUAUUAUUAUUAUGUUAUUAAGAGGACGUCAUAUACCCGCAUAUUAUGUGUCGUCUCCGUCUUAUCAAUAACGCACGACGUAUAGCAAAUUUCCGUUUAACAGAACCAAUAUUUUGAGCUGUUAUAGAAUAUUUAAUAGAGUAGGUACCUAGUCAAUUGACCUAUUAUCAAACAUUUUUAAACUGUGAUGUAUCACGCCACGUCGUCGACUAUCAAUCAAAACCUUGAGCUCUUUUUUUUAAACCUAUUUUUCCCCCUUACCUAAUCAUUCUCGUAGGAUUUGUGUUCCCAAUAUCGAGUUUAUCGCGUAUCGUGUAAAAUUUGUCAAAAUUGACGUUCAAGGUUUUUGCUGGGUUAGCCGACGAUAUAUUAUAGUCAUAUUAUUUCACUUGGAAAUUGAAAUAUCGACUUAGUUGCACGGAGAUAAUGUUCCUAUCUUCAAGUUUGAUGAUAGAUAAAUUAUUCACUCUAAUAUUAAAACUAACAACACAGACAGUUGUCUUGCUGAACGCAAAUUUGCUAUGUCACGUUGACAAGACGGAAACACCACAUGCGGGUAUAGGAUAUGCUCUUGAGGGGCCUCUACGCGCCGGUGAUAUAUGAUUGUGUACGUUUGUCCCUUUUGAUAGCCCGAUUGCGUACAAAAAUGAGUGAAACGUCGCCAACAUGCACUACUCAGUAUAUUUACUGUAUGUAUGAAAUUGUUAUGUGAAUGUAUAACAUACGAAUACCUAGUGGCUAUAGUGAAUAUAGUAAAUUAACUGUUAAGUAAAAAUUAUGCGUGAAUUAAUAAACAAUUAUUUUUAGUUAUAUUUUAUCAGGUACUAUUGAAAUAAAACCAAUAUUAGUAAAUUAAAAACUAUUAUAAAUUAAUAAAUUAAUAGAUUAUAAUGCAAAACCUCGCGAACGAUUACCAGUCCCUGUAGAAAAAAAAAAUAUAACACAUUAUCAUCUAUUUUAAAUUGAGCGAAUAGGUUAAUUAUAAUAUAUUACGUUAUUACAUUAUAAUAUAUUACAUGUGGUUAUUUUUUGGAUAAUUUCAGUGUUGGAAUAGUAGUCGUGAAAAUAAUGUCACUAUUAAGUUUAUCAAACUAUAGGCACUUUAAAGGUUAGUUAAUCAAAGGUUUUUUCUAAAAUAAGCUAAUUUACACAUUUUUCACAAAUUUCACGCUUGUGAACGGCAACGUUGUAUUAAAUUUGGGUAAGUAGAACGUACGCAAUCGUAUUAGUGAAAAAGGUCUGUACACAUCGUAUGCAAUCGUAACGCACCCCUACGCGUGUAUUUUUGCUCAAUAACCCGUUUUAUAGGAAAAAAACUCUCGUGUCUCUCGUAGUGUGAACUCAUUUCGGUCAUAUUUUCUUGUUGGAAAGAGAAAGACUCUUACAAGGCGAAUUGAACUUGAAUUUUAAAAAUUAUGUUUCUAAAGUUGUAAAUUGAGCUAUAAUAUAACUGCUUAUUUUAAUUGUAUUUUUUGUGGUUUGCGGUUACAUAAUCAAUAAUCAAAGUGCAAUGCGCACUGAAGUUUUCCUCUUUUUUUUUUAAAAAAAAAAAGGUUCUAAAUCUGAUCGCUUUGAAGCAUGAUAAUUUUUUCUGUAAAACAUGUUUUGUGCGAAAAAAAAAACGGAUCGUACACAGGCCACUUAAUAUACAAAUCAAAGCGGUUUUAAUAUCGAUUGUUCAGAACUGUUGUUAAAACUAUUAGUUUUAAAUGUUAAUUAUUUGUACGAAAAAAAAAAAUCACAAGCAGGACCCUUAAGUGCGCGAUAUUUGUCUCUUCGAAUUCGUUAUUUGUUCUUCGUACAGUCCGUAAACACACUCCUAUAAAAUAAGGCUUGCGCUAUUAUUGUUAUUGCCUUACGAUAGUUGUUUGCGUCUCGAGUCGGUCUCUAUACCGACCGUUUACCUACAUUAUAUACAUUUCGAAUGACGUGUAAAAUCGAAAAUGGUCCGAUGAUGAUGUAGGACGUACCCAUACCGAUAACGGCCGUGUAUAACGAAUAACAAAAUAGACGUUAUCGGUUUAAUGAAUUACGAUUACGAUGUUACCGCAAUAUGUUAAAUAUAUUAUUUUGUAUUUCUUAGAAUAUGAUGCAUUUGUAAAAUAUAAAUGUUUGCGAAUUGCCUUUUUACACGAAUAAAAUGCUAUUCGGCAUUUUGUAAUAUUGGAUGAUAGGUAUUAAUAUGAUAAUAUUAUUACGCGAGACUGCAAGAGCAGAGUGUAAGGUGUCUUUUCUGGAGAAUUGUUAUUAGUCUCGCGGCGUUUAAAUCCUUUCACUUAUAAUCGUUAUGAAAUUAUGCGCGGUUUUUCAGUUUUCCGUAACGCUUUAGAAGUUUAAAGCUGUAAAUCGAAGAAAAAAAAAUAAAAACCUCACGAUAUAAUAUCAAUUUAAAUGUUAUGAUUUCAUUAGGAAUGUAUCAAAACAAAAAUGAAUUUAUAAACCGCGAGAAAAUGUAAAAUAUUAUUACUACCUACACAUAUUAUAAUAUGGAACGCGAUUUAAGUGUGAUGUUAUGUAAUAGGUGUCGGUUGUUCAUAAAAUAUAGGCGCAUAUAUAUGUACAAAUUUUCUAUGAUAAUUGUGUCUAAAAUAUUUGUUGUUGAACAUUAUAUAUAUACACAACUAUAGUUUCGUGAAAAGGAAAACGUGUUUUAUUACCGUGACCUCAGUGGCGUUUUCAUUGUGACAUUAUAUUGAUUAGGGAUUCCAAGGCGUUAACAAUUGUUUGGUUCGUACAAUUAUCGUCGUCAGACUAGCACGGAUUUGUUUAACGAUGUAUAGGUACGAAUUUAAACGAAAACUCAGAUUUUCGCGUUCUGUGUAUUAUUUUACUGUCGAUAUAUAGUACAUUGACUCGAAACAUUUGAUUAGAAAGUCCCGUUUAUAAAUGGUGCGCAUAGAGUCGUGAUUUUUGUUCGGAUCCUCUGCAAUUCACCGAGUAAAAACGCGUCUCGGGGGUAUCAAAUCGCGACGUUUAUAAUAUUUUGUUUUGUCGACCACGGUCCACGGGCAGCGACCGCACAUUGAUAGUGUGAAUAUAUUAUUCUAUUUUCAAUCGAAAUGCGUUGGAUUUGCCGUGUUUGAUGACGAUUCCCUGUGUAGAUCAUAUACAUUUUUGGAAUUAAUCCAAAAUGUGGUCAAAAAUAGAAAUUUUUUUUAUUGUUAUUAUUAUUUGUAGUUAUUGAUAUUUAGAUAACAAAGUGUUUUUACAGAAGUCAGAAUAAGUCUGUCUGGCUUAGUUUUAGAGUUAUAAGCGGUCAAACGUGACGAAAUCGGGUCUCUAAUUUCAUCUAUAAUAUGCUUUUCAUUUUUCCUUGUUACUCGCCCGACGUAAUUUUGCACAACAAAUGGAGGGUAGACGGGUAUUUUCGAUUAAAAUUAUCCGAUUGUGCGCAGCAAAAUAUGGCGCGUUGGAACGUCUGUAACUCUAAAACUAAGCUAAUUAAUAAAUUAUCUUAAUUUAGACGUAUUAAUUGUAUAUACAUUAUUAUUAGCCGUAGGUACGCCUUUGAAGUUUACACCACGAUUACCACGAAUGUAAAACACAAUACAAUAAUUUGUGGUUUAGACACAUUGAUACCUACACUAAUUUUAAAUGUAUUAAAAUUUAACAACGUAUUUGUUAAUCAGAUUAUCUUCUUGUCUAUUAUUAUUUUAUUCAUAUUGUAGUACUUCAUUACUUCUAGUAUAUUGUAUGCACGUAGGUAUAUGAUAAAUUUAAAUACCCACCCACUUCUUUAGACCCGCUUCACCAUGCCACUGAUAUACAUAAUAAUAUGAUAUUAAUAUUAAUCUCCCACUGACGCGAACUACGACGUAAUUGUAAUUGGCUCCAAUAGCGCAUUGCUCAGCGUUUACGUUUUGUUCUUUUUAAAAAAAACGAUGUGUUUUCAUUUUUAAAACGUUAUGAAACUAUAAAAUCACACUGUCGAGAUGAUGAUGACAAUAAUAAUAUUAAUAAGGAAUAGCUAAUAGUGUUGAUGGGCUUUCCGCUAUUAUUGGUGGGUAGUUAGGGGAAGAUAGGAAACAUACAGUGAUUUUGUUUUAUUUUAAAUAAUUUAUAUCUGUACGCGACGAUAAUCAUCGCUAACGAAAUCCGAUCCUGAGUGACGUUAAACAUGUUUUUAAAUACCGGUGUUUAUUACGAUUAAAAUUGCAAAUGAAAAAAUAUAGUAAUUGCCGAAUAGAUAAAAAUUUGUUUUCAGAAAAGAUACAAAUACUUGAAAAUCGUAUAGUAAGGUUUUUAGUAAAAAAGUUGUGACACAACGAAAAAAAAAAACACUAGUUAAAUCAAUAUGUUCUUCCUCGCCGCGCUCAGAAUCUACCUCCAUUACUUUUUCCAGUCUUGUUUUUUUUUCUCUUAUGCAUUUUUAAAAUUAUUUUCGUUCUAUAUUGUUUUAGCGCUUGUAUACAGCUGACAGUAGGCUGGCCCCGAAAAGGCCGUUUUUCUUUCUAAAUUUUCCUAAGAGGUCUCUGGACUCCUGGUUACCGAAAUGACGAUUGGUUUCUUCCCGGUAAUACCGUUGUUAUACCACGGUAGACCGAAAAUACCGGUGGUCGGUAACCUACAGCCGCCGAUAAUAACGCGCGUAUACCGGUAUCGAUAUUCGAAACGAUUUUAUCACUCGUCUACUGUAUACUCAUAUUGCUGCGGGUGUUGUAUACUUGACGGCGAUUUUUUUUUUUUUUUUUUUUUUUUUUUUUUUAUUAUGGUUUCUCUAUUUUGUCCAACAUGACGUGCGUGCAUCAACGGGACACAUUACAUAGCUGUUUGUUUCACAUAAAUAUUAUGUCAACUCUCUCGUCGUCCCCCUAUUAUCGUAAACAAACAUUAAACACACUCGCGUUGACCUUUAUCCCACUAUAUUUCCAUGCACACACGCGCGGACCCGCGGCGGUUGCGCUUCAUAAUAUUACUAUUUUAUAUAAAAUCGCGGACAAUAUUAUUACGAAAACGCCGUACUUUUGUGGCUAACGCCGGUAAUGUAGAUAACGCGUGUAUGCACGUAUGUAUAUUUCUUUUUGUUUGCAAUUCACACGGUACGCGCUUGUCGAAUAAUAUGUCACCGUCCGUGUACGUUCAACGUGUUAUAGACGCGCGGCGACCUUCCCGCAUUGGACUAGGCGCCCGAGCGUUACAUCCGAUUGUCGCGGACGCGCAAUGUUAUUAUGACUUUAUGUCUCGCGUGUAGUAGGCAUACUUUUAAGAAGCCGCCGGCCGACCAAUCAAUACAGAUGUACGCGACGUUAUGCGCGUCAAUUGCCGUUUUUUCUCUUUCUCCGUUUCUUCGAAAAUGAAACGCACCGAGAAAUAAUUCGACAAAAAACGACCGGUACUGACGACGGAUGUGCUACCGAUGUUCCGGAGGGUAACUCGAAGGACCGGGACAUAAUAAUACAGCGGCAAUCUAAUUCGUAUCAUUUGUGCACAACGCCGCUAAACCAUUGCUAACGAAAAACGAUUUUGCACAGAGUGUUACUAUAGAUAUAGUCAUGUUAUUCCCUUGUUGCCGAUUUGCCAAUUUUUCUCGUGCAUUGAGAAAACCACCUUCUCAAUACGCUAAUAAGAUCAAAAAUGCUGUAAGAAAGUUUCGUAAAAGUUUUUGAUUGGAAUAAGAUUUUUGGUGGAAUGAAUGUUCAUCCAGGCAAACAAAACGCACAUCAUGUAUAGCUUCGCUAUGAAUCUUAUAUUAUUACUCAUUUAUCAAUUUAUACGCCUGUUAACUGUUCUUGACCAUUUUGUAUCUGAUGUACAGCAUUAUAUAUUUUGGAAAUUUGCAUGUGCCCAUUGCCAGUUCCGGGCAAGAACUGUACAAUAAACUUUUCAGGAGCUUUCAUUAUAGGAACUAUUUAUUGCACAGUAUAAAGCAAAAUCGAAUAUUUUAUUAUUUCAAAUUUGUUUUAUGUUAUUUUCGCUUAUCGCCUAAUAUAUGAGCUACACGCUCACUCCCGGUUGAAAAUUUUGUAUGACUGUAGGAUAAAUGCCGUAUCACGAACAAAAUCGUUUGGAGUCAAUAUUAUAUUUUCGUUUUUCUAAUCGAUAAACGCUGAGCAUUCUGAAAUGUGAAACUUUAGGUUGUCAAUAAAAUAUUUUUCAAUAUUUGGCGAUUUUUCUCAAAAUAUAUAUGACAUUUAAAAUAAAAUAACACGUAUAAUUUAUGUUAAAUCUUGAAAAUUGAUGUUCGUGUAUUGAGUUUUUUUGUGGGGGUUAAUAUUUUAUAUUUUAACGGUUUUAUUCAAAUUUAUUGUAUAUAUAUAUGGUAGUUAAUCUCUAGUUUACUCGAUCAUACACAUUUUGUAACAACUCUUUUUCUGUUUUAUUUAUUUAAAAAAAAGUCAUGUUUAAGUAAUUUGUAUUUAAAUAAGUCAAUAAUUUAAUUUACUGCAAUACUUUCUGUGUAUUAACAUUAAAAAUAAUUCUAUUUUAUUCCUACGCGAUGGAUUUAUAAAAUAUUCUUGCAAAAUUUGUAGCCUACGCAAUUUUAUUCGUAUUAAUCGUAGGUACGCCCAAAAUUAUUUUUAUAAAAUAUAAAUUUAAAAAAAAAUUGCAUAUUAUUAUUAUAGUUACUGUUUUACUAUAGUAUUAUAGUCAUAUAAUAUUAUGCACCGUGGCAUGCCUAGACAUUUUCAAUAGUAGGAUAAUAAUGUGUAGCAUAAAUUUAUCAUAAAUAAGUCUUAAAAUCUAAUGUUUAAAUCAAUAAAUCAAGCUUUUCGUUCUAACUUCGCUGAAAUAUUGCAUACAUUUCAAGGUUUUGUUAUUGUGUAAAACGCCAAUGGGAGGGGGGUGGCCCAUUAUUAUGACCCGCUAUUGAUCGUGUCUGAUUUAUAAUUUCGGAUUUUUAUUCGAUGUAUCCGUCAUACAGGACACUAUUAUUGUAUAUUUUAUGCAUUGAAUUUUAUUAAAGUGUAUAUUUACCUAUAACCAUGUAUCAUAACUAAUUCGAAAGGGAAGGGGGAAAUCAUACUAUAUUCGGUAUUAUCACGAAGUCACGAUUUUAGUGAUCUAUACUUUUACCAAAAAAAGUUUAAUUACCAUCUACUCACCGAGGUAUACGGCGAUUUUUAAUGGCAUACUCUUCUAUAUAGACAUUGCUAGGUAUCAAACUCACCAUUGUAUAGUAUAGAGUUUGACCUCUUUAUUAUUAUUAUCAUGAAGUCAAGUUGAUUAUUGCGACGUAGGUAUGUGCAUAUAUAUUAAUAUGGUAUGUAUCUAUGUUAAAAAUAGCGUUUUUUUUUUUUUUUAAAGAACGAGUGCUGCAACAAUAUGGAAUACUAUAUACGCGGAUAUUAUUCUAAUAUAUUUUACCGUCGGAGAUGAGGUAUUGAGUUUCAGCGUAUUCAGACGUGAUUUCUCAUUAGAUUACUCGUAAAAAUAAUAUUAUGCUCCGUUCCAAUGUGCAUUAUAAUACCGUUCUGCGGUAUCUUUAUGCGAUCGUGUCCACGGGAUAAAAAUACAAUAAUAAUAUUCUUAAAAAUAAAUUACUACAACCUUUUUCAAUAUAAUAAUAACGCACAAUUAUUUAUCGAGGCGGGUAUAUCGUAUAUACGUGAGCAUAGUCGAGUGCGUACGUAAAUAAUAUCACCCCCUCCUCCCUCCGUCAACCGUCGUGUUUUCGGUGCGUUUAAGUAGCCGUGAAAUUAGCUCGAUAUAAAAUUAUAAUAAUAAAUUAAAAAAAAGAAAUACGUUCCGCUAUCACAAUCGCGGUGUACUUAAAUUGAAAUUUGAAUUAGAAAAAAAAUAAUGUCGUUUUGCAUCGUGCGUUACUUUUUUUUUUUUUUUAAUUAUUUUCAGUUUUAACGGGACUAUUACUGUCGUAUUAUUCAAUAUAGAGUUAUAGGAAACGGUAGCGUUUUUGUACAGAGUUGACUUUUCUGUUUACGAUUACAGAUUCGUAUUUUCAAAUGCGCCCUGUACUGUACCGGCAGUCACGAACUAAUUUCGAUCCGAAUAGUCGCGUAUACUGCGCCGAAACAUUUGAAUAUUGAAAUCCCAUUCGUGUGUUUGUCGUAAAGACCUGAUCGAACGUUAUAACACUCCAGCGUACCGUGGCCGGAGUUUAAAAAUUUAAAGUUUUUACAAAAAAAAAAAAAAUAAAAAAUAAAAAUUUAAUACGAACACUGAAAUACGCAACAGUAAUACAACGGCAACAGCUGCACGCGUGUGCAUUUCUCUUCGUGUUCUUGUGCGCCGUUGACAUGCGGCCAACUAUGUAUCUACGGGGCCGUUUAGCCGUACAGGGCACCACGUGGGCGAAUGCUAUUCGACCUUACGCUAGUAUUAUAAUUUAUAGUAUUAUAAUAUACUGGGCAUCGCGAUGAUUUGCAUAUAUUUCGAGUUUUUUUUUCCUAUCGGUUUCGAAAAAAAAAAUCAUCUUCCAUAUAUUUAUAUAAUAUUCAAAAAACGAAUAGAUAAUUAAAAUACUGAUCCGAAACCAUAAUAUUAAAUAGGAAUAGUGUAUAUUAUUAUCUGUUGGAUAUAGACUGCACUCCGCGUAUAAGGUAUAUGCAGUCGUGUCAAAAUGUAAGAACUUGUGCAGCGAGCCAACAACUAUCGUGUCUCGUGUGCAACCUAACAUUAUACGAAAUGUUGAGAAACUGGUUCUUAUAUUAUAUAUACUUGCAUUUUACAGUUUUAACGAGGAUUUUCGAAUAUAUAUACUUACGUGAAAAAUGUGAGAAUUUUCGAUUUCGCCCGUUGGGUUCCUAUAUAUUAUAUACUUAUACUAUAAUCUAUAAACAUACACAAGGAGAUUUGGGCGCGUGUAAAUAUUCGAAACUCGCAUAUAAUUAUAUGUGCAUGUAUCAAAAGUGGUCGUGUGUGUGCGAUGUAAAUUUAAUGUCUGCCCGAAAAUAGACGAUGAUGAAAGGCAUGUGUAGAAGUAAUAAUUAUAAUAUUUCAUUAAUAUUAUACGUUGAAUACUUAAGUACAUAUAACUAUUAUAAUCGUAAUAAUUUAUGAAUAACGAUUUUAUGUUAACGAUGAGGCCCAUAUCAAGAGUACAUAAUUUUUUUUUUUUAGUAGGGUUUUUAGAAAAUGUCUAUGUCUUUACGUUUACGAAUAUAGACGGCAGAAAAGAAAUACCCCCCGCCCCCCCUCGCAUAAACGAUUAACUAUUUCGGACCAAACGAUUAUCGCGGAAAGGUACCUGUAUCUAUAUUAUAUUAUAAUGGUCCUGUCCGUGGCUUUUAUUUUACAAACCGUCAACAAUCGCUAAUGACAAAUUGCAAAUGUUUAGACAAUUAAAAAGUUUGUUUUACCAUUUUUUAGCCAUUGUUGUAGGUGAGAAGUUGGGAAGGUAGGAUACAUAGGUUAUUUCAUUUAUAUCUGUAAGCAACGAUAAACCAUUGCUAACAAAAGACGAUUUAAAGCGCAGUUCGGUAAUACAUAAUUUGAAGUGCCGUAAUUUUUUUAAUCUAACCUUCCUACGUUUUUUACUUGAUUAUUAUGAAAACCAAUUCGAAAAUCAAAAAGUGACCUGUAUCAACAAAAAAGAUCUCUUUUCGUUUUUCAAUUGGAGCUAUGUAUGUGCCAGAAAACGUGGUAGGUACUUAUUUAAAAUAACGAAAUCGUGAAAAAAUCGUAUUUUUUUCCUCGGUUAAUCGUUUUUAUUUUAAAUACCGUUUCGAAAAUCAAAAAAUGACAGAAAAGAUGCUACAUUUAUACAUCGGAGCAAGUUUUCUAGGAAAAAAAUGGUCUACAGUGUAAAAAACCAUCAGUACCAUUGUAGAAAUAUUAAAAAAAGGAUAAAAAAAAAUCGCCCGAUGAUUUUGGAAAUUUUAUCACGUCUAGAUAAGUCCAAUAUAAGUAUCAUCACAAAGAUUCAAGUCUUUACGAGUAUUUUAUAACCGAAUUACAGCAAAAAAACUACCAAAAAUCAAAAUUCUUUAAAAGCUCAAAAGUGGCUUAAAAUUUUUGGCAAUGAUACCAUAAGAAAGUAAAUCAAAAAGGUAUUUUAUUAUUUUUCGAUUACAUCAUUUUUUCUGAUAGAAAACAUUAUCCGUAUUUUUAUAAAAUAAUUAAAUCGUGAAAUUGUACGUUUUCCUACGUUUUUUUCCCACUAAAAUGCUUUUAUUUAAAAAAUUGCGUCGAAAAUCAAAAAAAUGACCUCUUUAAAGUACCAUCUAGACAACUUUAGCUUUUAGAAAAGUUGCUAUACGUAAAAAUCGGAGUAAGUUUACUAGGAAAAAACGUGUCCACAGACUUGAAAAAAAAAGAAAUAAACAUCUCAGUAAAACCAAUAGCUUCUUUUGCUACGCUCGGAAUAUAAAAAAAAAAAUCAGAAUCGGACCACUCUACGUAUAGUGACACAAGAAUUAACAACGUAAAACUUAUGUGUUUUAGGUCGCGUGCAGAGUGAAAAAAAAAAUAAUCUUUGGAGUGUAUUAUAAUAUGCCGUUUGGUUUACGUUUAAUAAUAUUUCGAUUAUUUAUUAUAAUAAUAUAAACCAAAAUAUUACGUGUGAGAACGUAAUCACGAACGUUUUUUUGUUCACGAUAAUUCGGGAUUAAGCGAAAAAAAAAUUGAUACGGAUACCUAAUCCGUAUUGCUAUUGUACGCACUGUAUUAUAAAUUAAAUUAAUUUAUCGCUACCACUCCGUGUCAAGAUAUAGCUUAGAAGUAAGCAUACAAAUUUAGAUGCUUUUCAAUAAUUUUUUUCUAUUACAUCACCUACACACCGUAUCACACGGUGGUUGACGUAAUGCAUAUCUGUGUAUUCGGCAUUAAUUAUUUAAACAUUACAGUAUAUCUAUUGUUAAUUGUUGUGUUCCUUAUAUAUCGUGCUAAUUUUGUUUAUCUUUCGUCGCGAUUAAAACGCAUAAUAUAGCAUUAUAACGUUACAAGUACGUCCGUAAAAUAACGUCAACGAUACUGAGAUAUUAUUUCCUAUGUUUUUUAUCUAACAAGUGCGUGUAUUAGUAUUAAUAUUAUUUUCCAUUACGGUGAUGAGAUACUGUGUGCGAAAAUCGAAUAUCUCACGCAACGAACCUCUCGAUAACCGCUUUCGACGCGGAGAACUAUUUUCAUUGGGUAAUUUUUUCUUGUCUUUAAUAUUAUCUUACUAUUACUAUCGUUCACACGUAAUUAUACUACUCAAAUAUUAAUAUUGAGUAAGUGUUCAAUUGAACUCAAACCACACUAUACAUUGGAAUUUGUGGACCUUUCCACUUAUCUUUUUUCAAUAUAUAAUUUAAUUUAUUCUAUAGGAUUGUUGCAAACAAGGUAACAGAAAAUAAAAAUUUUAAUCUUCGUAUCUUCGUCAUAACGAUUGCUGUUUCAAAAUUAUAAAAGUACCACAAAAAAAAAGAGCCAAGGGGCGGGGAAUAGAUCUCCCCCCACGAUUGCCACAUGCCAUUGAUUUUUUCUUAAUAUAAUAAUUUAAACGUACUAUGGCUUAUGCGAAUUUUUGUCUACUUUUUAGUCAUCACUCGUGGGUUCAUACUUCACAUUUACAAUAUCAUUUGAAUGCCGUUCGAACACAAUAUGCUUGUGCAAUAAAAAUAGAAACUAUAAUUGACUAUGUAAAUAUUGUUAUAAUAUUAUACUUACUAUAUAAUAUUUUACCUGUCGGAUUUUACUGUAUUGUAUUAUUGAAUAUUCGACACCGAUUCGGUUGCAGACGUAACGUAAGUAAACACGUGCCACAUGUAUUUAAAUAAUUUUAACAAAACAGAAUCUUUUGAGUAAAUACCUUCUGCCAGUAUUAUUGCUACCAAGUGUGUAAACGUUUUUUUUUUUUUUUUUUUUUUAAUUUUCUAUUCAACUUUCGCGUUGCGUCAGUUACAUUAUAAUCAUUUUUAAUAAUUUUAAGAAAUACAUUUUGUAUAUUUUAGAUUUUGAGCGAAACGAGGAACGUGUUUUUAUUCUCGGUUCAAUCAACUACUUUAUAGAAAUUUUUUGUAGUAUUUUUAAUCUCAUCGGUGCCAUUGUGAAAGAAAUUUUUAGAUUUUUUUUGUAAUUUUCAAAAUAAAUGGGAAAAACAUUACAAUUGUUUAUGUAAUUUUUGUUCAUUUCUGGUAUACUUUGUUAACAAGUUUUAUCGUUGCGUAGAGAUGUAAAUUCAAUUACUUUAUACAUUAUUCUCCAUUUUAACUUUUCUCCUUAAACAGUGACCUACUCAUUUGCAGUAUCAGCUUUUUUAGAUUCUGAGCGCACCGAGAAACGAAUUGGUUCAACUUUGAUGUUUUUUUUUUUGAACGACCGAAUUGAAGUUCAAGUUUAUUAAAAAUAUGAAUUGAAUUUCAAAAAAAAGUAAAUUCGAAUAAAAUACAAACAACAUAAUUCACGUUUCAUUCGUGCAUUUUGAACUCGUUCAUUCCGAUGACUGUAUAAAGGCCAUAAUAUAAAUGUGUAUAGCAUAAUAUGUUAUAAAACAUAACGUAUAAUGUAUAAUAUGUUCAAUGUUCACACGAGAAUAAUACGUAUAAGAAGCAAGAGAGUAGCUCGGCGACUUUGACUGUAACAGCUAUUAACGGUGUAUUUACUUGUCCCGUGUGAACUGCACUUCCAUAGGCAUUAUAAAACAGGUGGUUUUCGUGCGGUAUGAGAAUAAUAUUAUAUCAUUCUCUCUACAUUAUUAUGUACGACUGGCAACUGUUAUGUUUAUAGACAAUAAUUAUAAUAUUAUUACGUCUCUGCGUGUGUGCAUUCCAGUAAUAUUAUUAUGUGUGUAUAUAUGUGUAUAAACGCGUUUACCUAUGUAUUUUAUACUCGUACCUGCGUAUAAGACCACGUGGUACGUGUGCGUGUGUGUGGGUUUUGGCACACUGUACGGCGGAAAAAAAAAAUCCGCGCACAUUCGUCUCCUGGAGAGUGCACCGUAUUAUAAUAUUAUUAUUUUUGGUUGAUACGACGCAUCUAUAAACACGAAACGCCCGACGAGCAAGAAACGCGUGGGUUCGCCUGCAGCAGACGUCAUCGUAUAAUAUUUUCGCGGUAUAGCCGGGAAAUCGUUGAUAAAAUAGUUGGUAACACGGCGUAUUGGUUUUUUUUUUUUUUACAUAGAUUGUGCCUCGGGGAUGUUGACCUUUUGAUGGUGCAAAAGUAGCGUCGCACCGUUACAGUGCAGUGCAAGCGUAUAGGUAUUGGACGUUCCCGGUGUUUUAUUUCGAACAAUAGGUAGAUGGGUCGCCACGACGAGGCGAUUUUUAUUUUCGUGCGAUAAAUUUUUAGAAAAGAAAAAAGAAAAAUGAAACAAAACCAUGUUGCCAAUUGAGCGUUCGCGUGUCUUUCAAACGAGACUUAUUUCAUAAUACAAUGUAAACUGCAUAUUAUAUUCGUAUAGGUACAUUGCGGUUUGGCAUCAAUUCACUAUACCUGUAAAGUAUAUACUUUUAGUUUUUUUUUUUUUUUUUUUAAUUUUCAAAAACUAGUAUACGAAUCGAUUGUUUCUAAAUGCGUGGGGCGAAGUUGUUAUAAUAUUUGUUUUCGUACCGACGAUCGAACGAUUAAUAUCGCAAAUUAUAAUGUGCUAAAAUUAAUGAAUAUAUUUGUUUGAUCUUUAAUCGGUCGCGUGGGGUAAGUAAUUUCCCAGUUCAAAUACAGAUGUUACAAAUUUCAAAAGAAAGUGCACCAACGUAAUAUUAUACAUUGUAUAUAGUGGUUGUUUACAUGUUUAGAUGACUUUAUCAGCGAAUCAAAACUUCUAGUAUUGAGUCUGAAUUUUUAAGUCUGAAAACCAAAAUCAAACGGGUUGUGUUUGAAAAAUAUUUACCCUAGCCACGUAUAUAGGAUAGUGAAUGAGUAAUUUUCGUUUCCUGUUUUGAAACAUGUGCGGAAUUCAAAUUCGACGUAGGCACGUGGAAAAGUUACUAUUAUGUUUGCGUGUUGAUAUUAUGGACGCAUGUAGAAACCCAAAAAAUAAUCGUACAUAACAUAAGGUUCUAGACUGUAAAUACUCAGAUCGUAUUUUCGCAUACUGUAGAAACUUGGAAUUUCACAAACCGUAUAGUUCCAGACUGUAUAAUUUCCGAAUUUGAUAAUUUUCAUACCGUAUUUUUACCGACCGUGAAAAUCCGGAAAUUCACAAACCGUAUAAUAAUACCAGACGGUAUUUUACUAGAAAAAAUAAAUACGCAGAACGUAUAAUGACCGACCGUAAUGAAAAUAACCCUCGAUUUGUUGUGCAAAACAACAAAUGGGUAGAUAAUAGGGAAAAGUGAAAAAGCAUUUGAUAUUAUUUGAUAACACUGAUCGGUCGGUGGAUUUACAUUCCGGAUCUUCACGGUCGGUAAAAAUACGGUUUUAUUUUCCGAAAAAAAAAACGGUUGGUGGCAUUACGGUUGGCUAUAUAUUUUUUUUUCCGGAUUUUAACGGUCUAUACAAUUACACUUUAAUUCCGGAAUUAUACCGCCUUCCGAUGUUAUAGUGACACGUUUCAUCGGUACUGAGACCUAAAAUAAUGUUUAAAUUACAAUAUUAUUAUUAAGAAUGUCGUUGAACUUGUACUUACAUAUAUAAAAUAUGUAAUGGGCACAAUAAUUGUUAUAGUAUACUCGCUGUACAGGGUGUCCCACGAAGAUACCCAUUGUAAUCUCUUCGCGGAAAUGAUAAAGAUAAUCAAAAUCAGUUUUUUUUUUUUUUUUAUAUUACUCAUACGGAUAAGGAAUAUAUAUAUAUAUAAUAUAUGUAAUUUAUUUAGGUUAAUUAAUUUUUUAUAUUUUAUUAAAACGCUUCAAAAAUAACUUUUUAUUUUAUUUUCUGAACAUUUUGAUGUUUCGACAGUUUAUUUUCAUUAAAUUCGUGAUUUUUAAUAAUGUUUUUAUUAAAUUUCAGAGAAAAGUAGAAACUAAAGAGUUAUUUUUUUUUUAGUUUUUUUAUCAAACAUAAAAAUUUAAUUCAAAUUUAAAUAUUCGUAGUCCCUAUACUUGCGAGUAAUAUAAAAAAAAAAAAAACAGAAUUUUAUUAUUUUUAUUAUCUCAGGAGAUAUCGCAAUGGGUAUAUCUUCUUGGGACAUCCUGUAUAAACGAAUCUAUAACACUGUGAUAUUGGUUUUGUAGAUUUUUGUUAAUCGAUUAUUAUUUUAUCGAUGUACACCGCAGUCUGUAAGUGCGUAUAGUGUGCGUGCGUAUGGUUUUUUUUUCAUCAUAAUAUAAAUUAAAAAUUCUCUAUUCAUGCAUUAUAAAAAAAAGUUUAGAAGGGACGUACAAUUAUUUGUUUUUUUUUUCAGACAUGUAUUGUAUAUCUACAUGGAAAUGAAUUCGAAAAAAAAAACAUGAUUUCCAAUGAGUCAUAAUUAUCUCUGUAGAAAUUGUGUAUUUUCAAAAUGGUUUAAUUUUCCACUUUUAUCCAAAUUAUGUUUAACAGGGGGGUGGGGCAUCAGCAGUACCGGAUUUUUUUUCAUAUAUACUCGCGAAUGGUACGCAAAUCUGUUUGCUCGUUAUUUGAAUAAUAUACAUUAUAAUACAUUCAUUUUCGCCAAUCCACACUACUAAUUAUAUGCUUUGAAAUUGAACCGUGUAUGAUAAUAUAAUUGUAUUAUUUCGUAUCGACAUAUGUUAUCGUGCGUGUAAAUCACCGGAUUUCCGAAGUUUAACCGUCCUCAGUUCCGUGGAUUGUCAUUUUGUUUUUUUUUUUUUUUUGUUUUUGCGAAUGUGGUGUUUUUUUUUUGUUGAUAAUUAUACUAAUUAAUUUAUUUUGUUCGUUGACAGCGCGUAUUAUAACGUUGUUAUUUAGGUACACACAUAUUGUUUGCAUAAUAUAUAUAAAUAAGUAACACGUUUUUUUUGUCUACCUACACCGGGAAAACUCAUAGAGUUCACAAAAAAAAAAAAAAAAAUACCGUUCACAUUCUCAUCAGGCAAACGUUACAAAAUAUGUGGUAGGUAUCAAUUAAUUUGGUUGAAAUUUUACCGAUUAUUUUUAUGUCUUGUACUAUGUAUGCAUUUUCGUCAAAUACCAUUUUUCAUCAUGAUAAAUUCGUUUUUCGAAUCGCUCGCCCACUCUUUUUGUACUUUGAUGAUUAUGUAUCGAAAUUUAUGAAACGCCACAACGCCGAAUGAAAAAAAAAAAAAUGUUGAUAUAAUAUUUUUAAUUUCAAUACAACGCAUUAAACAGACGGUUUAGGCAUGAUGGUUGAUGGUAACAGGUUGUUGAACCGUGAUUUAUAAUAUACGAUAAUAUUGCACGUGCAAUUAUAAAAUAUUGUAAUUUAUCGCCAAUUAUUAAUAAUAGAAAAAUUCCAAGUGGCAGGCGGGUCAUAAUAAGAUUGUUUGACAAUAAAUCAAAAUAUAGUUAUUCCUCGUCGUGUUGAACGAUCCUCGUGCAAUCCUGUUAAACAGAACACAAUCAGAAAUGGGUACAUAUAGUUUUAUUUGUUGAAAAUAAUGUAGGCAAUAUAGGUGUUAUAUCCUUGGCCCGUUUGAUGCCGGGUUUAUCGUCAAUCCUGGUUUAUUUCGAAUUGACAGCUGAUAUUAAUUUAUUUGAUAUCGUCCUUAGGGAGUACGCAAAUAUUAAACCAAACUGUUUUAACUAAUUAUUUAUUUAUUUAUUAUAAAUUGGACAUACGUUAUAAGAAAUAUAAAAGGUUUAAACAAUAUACUGAACUGAAUCGCUGUUAUUACUCGACUGACUAGGCAUUUUCGCAUUUUUAUCAAUACAAAUACUUUGCGUCGGUAUCGUCGCAAACUCCGAAUAAGACAUUCGCUAGUCUGACAACUACAUUUAUUAAACCUCUCUUUUCACGAUGGCUAUUUUUUGGUGAUUCAAUAAUUCUUAUUAUAUGGUCUAUAUUAUUGUUGACUUUUACUAAAAAAUUGUUUGUCUGGUAAUUGUACUGACCACCAGUACGUUAAAAAGAUGUAAUUUCGAGGGAUUGACUUAGUUUGCAGAAUUAUCCUAUUUGCUUAAUCAUGCUACCGAUUUUACCGCAGUUUUCAUUGAAACUAGUGAUAUUGACGUAAGUGAGGAACCGCCAAAAUUAAUUAUGUAUACGUAAGUUAUUAACUGAAUGGAAAUAGAUUCCAGACUGGUUAAAAAUUGAUGUAACGUUGAAAUGGUUCUUUUCUGUUUCCCCAAGUGAUACAACUAUGAAAACAAAAUCAAGAUGGGCAUAUAAUGGAGAUUCGAUACCUAAUAUUUACUAAAAUUACUUUAAGAACUAAAAUAAAAUAUAAGUCUAUUUUUACAGAUUUGCCUAAUUUGAUAUUUCGUUAAUAAUGAUACAUUUUCAACUCAUUCUUAUGGAUUUUUAUUGCACUGAAUUAAAACAUUUUCAUUGUCAUGCAUAUCCGUUACUGAAUAUGGAUCUUUCCACUUGAGAAUAAGUUUUCCUUUGUAGUUGUGGUCUUUAAUAAGUACUUGGUCUUCUAUUUUAAUAUUUAUUUCGUGUUGAUUUUUGUCGUAGACUGCUUUAGAUUUUCGUUUCUUGCUUAUGAUCAUUUCUUCGUGCUAUCUCAUAAGCUUCUUGAAUUUUUAGUUUCAUUUCGUUGUUAUAAUCAUCGUAGUUAUAACACGGUUGUGGUGGACGGCUUAGCGAGUGUUGGACCUCUACUUUUCUUCCGAACAUUAACUCAUAUGGCUGGUAUCAAUUUGUCGUGUGAAUUAAGCUGUUGUAUCCAUAAGCUAGGUAUUCGUUCCAAUUUUGUCUUUUAUUCGUUGAUAUAAUGCUUAAGGUACUCUAUAAAAUAGUACUAUGCGACCUUUUAAGAGCUCCAUUGGAUUGUGGAUGGUAUGCUGUAGUUUUUAUUUUAUCUAUUUGUAGUAUUUUACAACAAGAUAUAAAAAGUUUAUUACGAAAAUCCAGUUUUUGAUCUGUUACAAUCGUUUCUGGUACGCUAUGUAAGCAUACUAAGUGUGCUUUUGCCAAACUAUCGGCUGUGUGGUUAAUUCCAAUUGUAAAUAUUCUGAAGUCCUUUUUGCACAAAAUGUCACUUCUAAUAAGCGUCUGUAUGUUUCCUAUGAUUUCACCUCCCGGUGUUGUAUCGCUGUGAACGUUUUUCCCGCCAACUUAGUUAAAAUUGAUUGAAGGAGAAUAGGGCGACAAUCGACACUAAUCUUUUUCGAUACAAAGUCACACGCACUUAAAAAUGGGUACACCUCCUGUGGACAUUCUCCGUUAAACUUGGAUGUAUUACUUAUAGUUGAUUCGAGGGAUAAUGCUGAUUUUUGUGCUAUUACUUUAUCUGGUUUCAAAAUGGGAGUAUUGUUCUCGAAAUUUGAUUAAGAAAUUACGGAACCUAGACUAUUGAAACUCCUACGUUAAUUUUGAGCUUGAGAUCUCGAUACCCUACUGAAAAUGUCGGUCGCGUUUGAUCUACCGGUCGGGGGUGAUAUAUAAUUAGGGUUUGACUCAGUAGUCAGAAUUGCUAUCGUUGCUACCACUUGUAUAAGUUGACAUAGCAACAAAAUAUUUAUUUAAUUUAAUAUUAAUACAUUUUUCCUUUUCCCUUAUUUUACUUAUAUACAAUAAUAUAAUGUAUUGUAUACAAAAAGAUAUUUCUUAUUAUUUUUGUUUAACUCACAGUAACAUCCAUAUGAUACCGCGCAUAUUGUUUGUAAUUUCGAUCGCCGCUGACUUGUGGAUUUCUGUGUGGCACCCGCAUACCGCACCCACGCGACUUCCCGCUGUCACUGCGUCGGCUCCAUCGGUAUGACCCACUCGCGCUCAUGUCACUGCCAAGGCCAAAUGACUAUGGCGGCUAUGGCGGCGGCGGUUGCUACGGCUGCGGCAAGAGAAACAAUCGUUGAAAUUCCGCGCCCGUCGAUUUUGAUGAAUUCGCAUAAACGUACAACAUACAAUAAACAAAAUGCACACUGUAUACAUUGCGUGGACGUAUUAAAUACGUAUCAAAUCACGCGUAUAAACGUAUAUUAAGACACUCUGAGGUGUAGACACGUAUAAAUAUAUGUAUAGAAACACGUGUUAUACGUAUUUUAAAGACACUCAGCAGGGUAUGAACGUAUGUUUUAUUCGAAUUAGUACACCUAACCUGACAGAUUCGUAGUGUUGACGUUCUCCAAAAAGAGCGCCGCUGCCGCCAGUUGUAAUAUCUUUGGCUCGGUUGAUGCCGGGUUCACUGUCAAUUCACCGGUUUAUUCCGAAUUGACAGCUGAUAUUAAUUUAUUUGAGUUCGUCCUUAGGGAGUACGCAAAUAUUAAACCAAACUGUUUUAACUGAUUACUUAUUUAUUUAUUAUAAAUUGGACGCACGCUAUAAGAAAUUAAAAGGUUUAAACAAUAUACUGAACUGAAUCGCUGUUAUUACUCGACUGACUACGCAUUUUCGCACCAGCGAUGUGUUCAUAUUCAUAAUCAUAAAAAUACAAAGACAUUUCACUUACAUGACUAAAAACAAUAUAGUAUAUUAUAUUCUUAAUACCAAGUCACGGGUUCCCAACAUAGGUAUACUUAAAAAAAAAAAAAAAAAUACAUAAUAAUAAAGUAUAGUAAAAAAUAAUGAAUAAUUUUUAAAAGUAAUUUUUUUUUUUUUUUUUUAAAUAUAUAGUCGGCAGGACAGUAGAUAUUUAUCUGAUAACAAUAUUAAAAAAAUAAAAGUUAUAUCCGAUCGAAAAUAAUCUCUCGAAUAAAUCCGUCGUCUAUGCGGUCUACAUAUAUAUAUAUACAUAUAUAUAUGUAUAUAUCAUAAAAAUAUAUUUUUCCCGAUUUAUAAUACAUGUCCGUUAACAAGGUUAAAUAUUUUCUGUACAAUGUAAAAAAAACUCAAAAAACACGUCUUUCGUUUUUACCUCGUUCGUGCUGUUUUGUUAAAAUUAAUUUGGUCCAUUCGAACGUUAUUUUUGAAUAAUUAAGUAUACUCAAUAAUUUUGAGAGAAAAUGAAUGUAUUAUUGGUCAGUAUAGUAAAUACGAUGUGGUUUUUUAUUCUGUAAACAACUUUUCUACCGGAAAUUUCGUUCCAAUCGAAAACUUUAUCGUAGCAUUUUUGAUCUAAUUGGUGCAAUAUUUAAGUCAUUUCGUUUUAGUUUUCUUAAUAAACGAGAAAAACUAACAAUUUGUUGUAUAGUUUUUGUUGAUUUCCCAGUUUCCUCGAUAACAAGAGAAAAUUACGUCUAAUAAUACUCCGCUGAGAAUCGAUUUUCGGUAGCAAUUUAUCGUUGUGUAUACAUAUAUAAAUUCAAUAAAUUCAAUUAUUAUAUAUUAUUUCCUUCCAAUCGAAUUUCCCGUUAAAACAAUGGCACAUCCGUAAUCAGCACUCGGCAGUAUCGGUUUUCUUAUUUUUGUUUAGCACGCUUCGAUAGUUUGUUAUAAAGAUAUCCGGGACCCAAUUAUUUUAGUCUAUUUUCAUUGCUUCGGAUACUAUAAUAAUAUUGCUAACUGGAGUAGCUAGACAAAUUUCUUAUUGUAUUACAAUAGUAGUAAUCGAAACGUCUAAGUUAUACUAUUUGAAAAUAAUAACAUAGUAGGUACUAAUGAUGAUAUUUUGUUUUUUUGUCGCGUGUAAAUAAUUAUGAUUAUUAUGAUCGUGCGGUCGUAUUGCUGUCACGGGUCAAAUUUUUUAGGUAACGAUUCGAUUCUGUUCCAUUCAACUGUGGUUUCAGGUGUUUUUUUUUUUUUGUCAAAUAUUUAUUCUCUUGUAUACAUAUACUCACGUUCAAUAACCGUUAAUUAAAUUUCAAAAAGGAAAAAAAAACUAUAAAAUAUGUAUGGAAACCAAACACGCUGCAGUAUGCACCUAUUCGAUUGUUAAAUAUUUGAAAAACGAAAAAUAUCUAUGUACUAGAUUCGAUAGAUCGUAUUUUAAUAUUAUAAUAUGAUAUAUAUAUAUAUAUAUAUAUAUUCCUCGUGGCGUUUGAUAUUUUCUAUUUGUGGUUUUAUGUACUUGCCUACGCGUAUUUGUAUAAACUGAUUGUUUAAAACGUAUACUACGGUAUAUCGUUUUCCGGAUGAGUAUACAUAGUGUGUAUAACACGUGUCGAAAUGUAGAAAGCCAUUUUGAAAAUUACAAUUAUUUUUCGGUGUCACUGACAUUUCGCCAAAUUAUGAUAAAUAUUUCCGCGCAACAACGCGUUGAUAAUAUUAUUUUCUUCUUAUGCUUAAUCUGGAAACCAAAGUCAAAAACAAUACACAUAUAUUGUUGUGCGAUUUUUGUUCGAAACGUGCGACUUUUGAUAAUCGAAUUUCAGCCAUUAUAUCACUUCGAAGUCGGACUUAUCGUCCGGAAUAACCGGUGGGAAAACAAUUUCUAAUGUUAAUAAUAAUUAUACAAUGCAAAUUUCGUUUCAAACAAAGACGUUGGCGUACCGAGAGUCUUUAAUAUGAGGCGCAAGUCUAUGAUGCUUUUAAAUUGUUCACGGACUCGCGGACUUCCUUCGAAAUCACUUCGGGAGAUCGUCUCCGCAUAGGUACCAAUAAAGAACCGCCGGAAUAGAAAUUAAUUUCGAAUCCGUAUAAUAAAUAAACUAUUAUAAGUAUGGUUAUCUAUUACGUCGGAAACGAUUUUGUCGUGGGAGUCAUAUUUAUUUCGGAUGGUAUAUACCGAAAAAUGUGAUAGUAAAAUUACAUUAAAUUAUUACGAAGUAUAGUUUUUAAUGCGAUUCCGCGAGCGCUCGUCCGUUGAAUAUUAAUGCGAUUUUUUUUAUUGUUGUACACAAAUUGUGAUGUACGAUAUAAAAUCGAAUUUCACUUAUUCGUAUUCUUUAAUAGGUACACUCUACGAACAUUUUUUCCGAUUACGACUCGAUACAAAAUAAAACAAAAAAUACAAUAAUAAUAUUAUACAGUUUACUACAGUUAAAAGGGGUGCUAUUUAUUUGUCAUUUUGAAAUCGAAGCUACACUCUUGUCAGUGGGGUUUUUAAUAGUCGUUAAAAAAUCGAUUAGAAUUUCUCAAACUCAAUACAUAAUAUAAUUUUAAAUUCAAUACGCUAUUUUAAAAACUAUUCGAAGUAUAAGUUAUUUAUAGUUGUCGAGAAGAAAAAGAAGCAUUGGCGACGUGUGGACAUGGCGAACAACGAUGAAGAUAAACUGGACGGAAAACGAUUGUAUAUAGACAUGUUAAACACACUACAAGAGCCAAGGCAGAUUAUCAAGACGAUAGAAACAAGAAAGACGAAAUUUAUCGGACACAUUAUACGGCACAACGGUUUUAUUUUAAAUAUUAUAGAAGGAACAUUAAAUGGCGAAAUUGGAAGAGGACCACUGAAAGAUACAAACAUUGAUAUAUUGAAGAAGAUAUAAGUUCUACGAAACUAUGUGUCAAUGAAGAGAUUAGUUGAACAAAGAUAGGAUUGAAUGUAUGGAUAAGCCUUUAGAUUAAAAAAAAAAAAAAAUUGUUUUUAAAUAAUAAUAUUUAUGGAAAACUUAAAAACCGUAUAAAUUGUCAGAGAUAAUCAGAUGCGAGCUUCAGAUAAUAUACUCAUGGAACUGGCUAAUAGCGUAGUUGUUUUAUACGUGCAUAGAUGCGAAUAUGUUGUGUAUGAAAUUAGAAAUGACUUGUACACACUCGGUGUAGUUUUUUAUCAGCUCUAUGUAAUUACGGAUAAAGAAUAUUAAAUAAAUACCAAUAAAUCAAUUACUUUAUAACAUCGGAAUAUCCGGUACUCGUAUUUAUAAUAUGUGCAGUUAUAUACUUUUACCCCGUCCAACUAUGAUUUCCGUCAUCAAAACGUCGUAAGUAGGUACAUACAGUUAUCAAGACACAAAAGUCGUUCUUAUAAUACAUCUCUUUCGAUCUGUAUAUGUACGAAGAAAGCGCGGUUACAAGUGCACCGAGUUUAUUAUAAAUAUGUUCUGAUUUAUUUAUAUAUUCUGUAUUGAUUUAUCGUUAAAUUUUCGCAUUAUUUUUUUUUUUUGUCUUACGAACAAUAACCAUUUUUUUUUUAUUAUUAUUAUAUAUAUUAUUACAAGAGGUGAAAACAAAAGAAACGCUAGAGUUGUGCUCCUCGUUUCGAAAUCGAAUACAACUAAUCACAAGAAUCGCACAAGAAUGCUAUUGUUAACGCAGUAGACUUAUAUUAUUAUGCGUAGUGAGUCUAUAAAAAUACUUAUCCGAACGGCUCGGUAUAAAUACAAAAUAAUAAUAAUAAUAAUAAACCAUCUUGUCAAAGUAUUUAUUUUAUUUUAUCGCGAACUAACGAUUUAUAGGCAUCCCAUUAAGCGAAUUUUAUUUCGUAGUUUUUUUUUUUAAAGUUUUGAUUGAGCGCCUUGUAUAUACAAAGAAAAAUUUGAAAUAGAAUCUUAGAAACCAAUAUAUAUAUACCCACAGUCACAAAAAUAUUCUUUAUCCAAAGUUGAGACGAAAAUUAUGCGGACCAGUCGAAAUUAUAUUUUGUUGGAAGCAAAAUGUUGUAAACAGCUUAGAAAAAAUUAUCAUAUUAGAUUUGUAAUGUAUGAAAAAUCAAAAAUAAAUGUAGUUAAAAUCUUCGCCGAUUAAUAAAUGACCGUUUGUACAUUUGUUUUAGUAAACAUCCAUACCUCGUGUCCCAUAAACAUAUCUCCACUAGCGGUUAGACCAAUCCGCCACUUUAACUUUCUUCUGCGCAGUUACCCUCAAUGAGGAGAGUAUUUCCUAAAUUAAAUUCACUAUUCCGUUACAAAAUCUUACUCUGCGGAUGUUCAAUAGACUCAACCAUUUGUCCAUUUGAACACGGAAAACCUUGUCGUAUAGGUAUUCAAAAUUUAAAAGGUAAAAAAAUCAUGUUUCAACGCCGAAUUCGCCCGAUUGACGCGGUUUACAUAAUAUACAAUAUUAUAUAAAACCAAAAUCGUGUGCUACCUAGUAAUGUUUAGUUGUUUUAGAAUGUUUUUAUUGGCUCGGUUUCAUUGUUGCGGAAGCCAAAUAGAUGCGUUUAAACUUUUUCACGCCGCGCUGCUCUAUUAACCGAAAUACCUAUGUAAAGUUAUUAAUACAAAAAAAAAAUUAUACACAUAUAUAAUAUUUUGUCUCAUUCUCAGUGAUAUUCUAUUAACGUUUUUUGUUGGUAGAUCGCAUUUUAAAUAUUAUUUUUGUUAAACAUUUAUCAACUCUAUGCGAAUGAACAAUAAUAAUUAAGUAUUAUAAUAUUUAGGUAGGUAGUUUAUUAUGUAAAGGUUUCGGUGUAUACCUACGUCUCGUACGGUUACUUAGCACAACGAUUAUGUUUUAUUUAUUUUGACAAGUCUCUGGGCAAAAUAGUAACUAGUAACAAUAAAGGUACCAAUUAAAUAUUAAUUUAUUACUUUUUUUUUUUAUUAUUAUUAAACUUGGCUCGUUGCAUAAUCAACUCGAUUAAAAAACGGGUAACGCGAAUCUCGUAACUCUAUUAUGACGUUAUGUCAAAUUUUUUUUUUAUAUAAUUAUCACAAUAUGUUGAAACUGUCUAGUCGAUGAAAAUGUUUUAAUGUCAAAGAUAACUUUUAAAUCUUAUUAUGUGUAAAAUCUAACUUAACUUAACCUUUAGAAAAAAAAAAAUUAAUUAAAAUCUUAAUGAAACAAAUGAUUUAAAUUUCCGCAACUAUUUAUGAUGAUGAUAAUAGAUGAGCACAUUUUAUUAAUCAAACAUAUUUGGUGCACUUAAUAAUUAAUAUUUAAUUACUUACCGUUACUUUUUGUUGCUUUAUUGAAAACGCCAUUAUUAAAUUAAAUUGAUAUUUUAUUACAAUUUAGAAAUUAAGAGGUAAAUUUAAUUUGUUAUGUCGUAAUAUGUUUUUUUUCUCCGGGAUCUUAUUAAAAAAUAUAUUGUUCGUGCACGUGUGACAUGUUAAAUAUAUUGCCUAUAUACCUCUCCUUUUAUACGUUUUUUUUCGCGUCUAGAUGGUAUUAUCGAAGAGAAUUUUAACGAUAUUGACAUAUUUGUAUGCAUACAUUUAAACAAUUAGGUAAUUUUAAUCGAUUUCAUGUUCAACAUGGUACAUUCAAAUAUUCAAUUUCAUUUGGUAUUUAUUUUUGCGCGACAACUGAACGUGGUGCCGACUAUGUAAUUACGCGUAUUACAUAAAAUGUUAUUUUUAAAACAACUAGUGUUUGGCAAUGAGUUUUCGAGAUUUAAGAGUUUGCAACAACGUGAUUAGAUUAUGAUUCAAUACAUUUUUUCAGUACUGUAAUGUGUAUAAGUGUAUUCAAAUAUAAUAAAAUACAAAUAAUUUUUAAUUUUUUAAUAUACUUUUUGACGAAUUUUUCCCGAAAAUAAAAAUAAAUCCAAGUCCAUAUAGCGAUCUAAACAUUUGGACAUUUCCCUAGCACCCCCAUUCCCUCCCACAAAAUAGAACUGAUAGCGUAAUUGUGUUUUUUUUUUUCGUUAUCAUUAUUUAAUACGUGAUUCGUAUCCAUUAUAAUUAAUUUUAAGUGAAAUAGAGAAUCGUAAAUAAAUUAUAAAUAUUUAAUAGACACAUUGAACAAAACAUUGUAAUUGACCUUAUAAUAAUACUUAUUUCACUUUAAAUGUUUUAUGAAUUAUAAAUUCAUUUUUUUUUUUUAAAUGAGUCUUUUUGUCAACAAAAUAAAUGUAAAAAAAAUAAAACUAACUGUAAAAGUACAAUAAAUUUAUUUGUAUUGAUCAUGCGUUAUUAUUUAAUCAUUUGUUGGGGUUAUCAAGUUUGUAAAUUAAAAUAUUAUGAUAAAAUUAGAAGAAAAAAAAUGUUUUGAUUUGAACAUAUACCUAUUUAAAAAUUGUGUUAAAAUUAAAAAUGUAUUAUCACUAUAUUAUUGAAUGUUUAAACGUUGUCAAUUGAUAGUCAAAUAUGCAAUGAUGAGUAAAUAUCCAUUUUCAGUUUCAUGAUUAAAUCUGUUCAUAAAUAAUAAUAAUAAUAUAAUGUAGAUGUUUACAACAUUUAUUUUAAGAUUAAAACUAGGUAAAUGAUAAAUAUUAAUAAAAAACAAAUAUUAAUGAUAGUAUAAUAAUUGCAUAACUAUUAAUAAUUAAUAGUUUAUACAAUUAUUGAUAGUAGCAAAAAAAGCACGCUAACGCCAUCGGUUCUGUUUGAAGGAGGAGGGUGUUAGGAAAAUACCCAAAUGCUUUAUUUUAACUCGGAGGGUAGUUCGUAUGCAUUUUUAAAUUGAGCAUACAAAUGGAUCCGAGCUACGUAGUAAAUUAUAGUAGCGAAAAAAUACGCUAAAGCCAUCGGUUCUCAUGAGAGAGUGCUGGAGAAACGUUUCUCCAGCACUACCCCAAUUUUUGGUUUGUUGGACAAAAACUAAAGACGUACAAAUUUGGAAAAUAGUCAUACAAAUUCAUACAUAUUGCAUAUUAAAUAUUAGCAAAAAAAAAAAGCGUGAGUGAACCGAGCAUUGGUUUUACAAUGAUGUUUUUUUUUUCCACAGGAGUUUUCUAAACAAAUGGGAGAACCGGGGAAAACCAGGAAAAUAAUUACAAUAUCGAACAAAUACUAUUAGAGAAAAUAAUAUAUAUAGGUAAUGCAUUUGUAAUUAUUAUAUGUAAAUAUAUUGUUGUCAAAGCAACAUUAUCAACUGAACUUCGCUCGUUUUUUCGUUAAGAAAUGAUAAAUCGUUGUUUACAGACAUACAUUGAAUUACAUUGUUAUUUAAUUACAGUGAUUGCACCCGUCUUCAUCAUUAUCUUAGGACAAAUUUUUCUUUUACAAUUAUAACUAUUAUUCUAUUGUAUUGAAAUUUAUUGUUGAAUUUCCCCUGAAAAUAGACAUUAUUGCACUGUAUUUUGUUUGUUAUAUACUCGACACCCGUAUAUAAAUUAUAUAUCUUUAUCUGAUAUACAAGAUGGAAUUUAAAUAUAAAUAUCACCAUGUUAACGCGAGGGAGGGUAAUUUUUAGCUAUGAAUACCUCUACAGACCCUUCCUCAAAUGAUCGACGAGGAUAUAAUUGUGUAUUGUAUGACUACGUUAUAGUAUCCUUAGGAUAUCAUUACGAGGGUUUCAAAUUUCACCCGUACCGUUUUUAUUAUUAAAUUUCACAAUUUUUUUAAAAGUAGUAAAGUAGUAUAUAUAAGUAGUAUACUUUAUAUAUUAAUUUGUUUGUAGCAAUUAUAGUAUUCCAUAUAAUACCUACAAAAAAUAUUUUAAUUUAUUAAAAUAAUAUACUAUAUAAUAUUAUUUAAAUAAAUUAUACUUACGUAUUUUAUUGGUAACGAAUCUUGUAAUGCGCGAAUAGUUUCGUUAAAAUAUACGAUCUGUAGGACGAAUUUCAUAAUUUUCGUGAAAUCGAAGUCGAAUGGCAUCGUGUUCUCGAAAAGAUAGAUUUCACUAAGCGGAGGAUACGACAUAAUAUCUUUGUAAUUUAAUCGCCCAUUGCCCGUAGAUAUAUUCGUUUUUAUUUUAUUAUUUAUUUUUUAUCAACGUUAUUGGAGAUUGUUUUUUUUUUUUUUCAAAUACCUACCUACUGUUUCUUUAGCGCACCGUGUCGAAUAACACGUUUAUAAUUCUCCCGGGGAAAUGAUUUAUAAACGGGUAUUUCGUAGUAUUAUUCAAACAACUCGACGUUUAACGGACAGUUUUAUUACACCGUUUUGACAUUUACCGCCCUGUAUAAAACCUCUAAUCUAUAACAUCAUCGUAUUUUAUGGCUUGACCAUAUAUUAAUAUGUUAUAAUAAUAAUAUAGUGUUUGUGAUUAUAGUAAAGAUAUUUGUUUUUAAGUAAUUGAGCUGUCCGUGAACAAUAUUUUUAAGUAGCACAAUAAGAACAACCCAUACAUUAUAAUAAUAUGGUGCAUUAUAUAGUACAAAUUGUGCCGUCAUUUAAAUAUUUUGUUUACCCGAAAUAUUGCCAGAGUUCUAUACUUGGGUAAACUUCUAAAUUUGCCGAAUGACGAGGAAGGUUAGGUUUAUUUACUGAUAAAUAUAAUUUUCUCGCUCCGUUUGAAUAAGGCUAUCAUUUUAAUAGAAACAUAUUAUAAAUUUGCAUAAAUAAAUGUAUAACUUACAAAGAAAUAGACUUAUUUUCAUGUAAUUUAGGUUUUAUGUAUAAAAUACGAAUUGUCAUUAAAAGUCGCCAAGAAAAUCUAAGAAAAAUCGAACAUUUGACCGCAAAUUACUUAUUUUUAAGAGUUGUCCAUAAAAAAUAGAAAAUUAAUACAAACAAUUUUCUAAUAUUUUUCCAACAGUCAAAUAAAACAUCCGAUCGUACUGUAAAAAAAAUGUUUAUGGUCAAUGACCGUUAAUGGGGCACGAAUUUCGAUCCGUUAUGAAGACGGUUUGAUCCGUUGGGGACUUUUCAAUCCAAUAAGAAUAUUUUAUUUUUCUAAAAGGAAUCAAAAUAUCAACGGGAAUAAUUUGAUCUGAUUGGGAUCACGGUGGUCAUUGAAGUAAUGACCACAAGACCGGCGAUAAACUGAGAAAUCAUAAUCUAUUCUAUAUCAUCAUUAUACGACAGAAAAAUAAGAAAAUUAAUUGAGUUCAAACACUUUAAAUAUAAUAUCAUAUACGUGUUUGAAUCCGAAUUUGGAAAACUGUUAGAUGUUACAUUUUUUUUUAACAUUUUAUUGGAAGUAACUAUCUAUCCAUAAUAACGAUGCGCUUUCGUUUACAAAGAUAUGACCAGCUCGUGCAACAUACAAAAUUUACUCUGUACAAACAAAAAUGAACACAUUCCUAAUAGACUAUACAAAUGAUGAAUACAAUUAAUUAAUUAAUUAAUCUUAUAGUUAUUAGUAACGCGAUAAAUGUAUAUAGGUAAUUCAAUACUUUGCUCACGACGCCAGAAAUUAAAUACGCGUUUUUUAAGUACUGAUAUAGGUAUACCUACUAUGGACUAGUAAUAAUAUUUUAAUAAGGUCAAUAAAUUGUCAGUCGUCGAGUGAAGUUUAUAAUAAUACAAUUAUUAUAUUAUCUCGUAUAUUUUAAGCUUUUUCGAUUGUGGGCACGUAUAUAUUAUAAUCUCGAAUGCGAUAUACGAAUAAAUAAGAAAGCAGAAAACAAAAAGAAAAAAAAAACCUCGUCCGUCGCGUCGCUCAGUAUAAGUGGCAGUCGGCGGCACCAUUCGGGCACGUGCACGUUUAUAUUAUUAUUUUAGUAAACGUAAUUCAUAAUAGCUAGGCGACAUUUUGAACCGGCGGAUCAAAAAGUCUUAUCAACAUGUUCCCGCCGGAUUUCAUUAAGGGGAGAGGGAGGGUACAUUUUGAUCUGUUUUGUAAAAUAAUUAUAUGUUCUUAUCGGAUUAAAAACUUUCCAAACCGGAUCAGAAUGUCCCGUUACCACGACAUUUGCAGUUCAGUCCGUUUAUUUAACCAUAUUGAUAGUCCGGUAAAAUCGUUCACAUACAUACAAUCAUAUGUUAUCCAUACAUUACUUUUGUGAUGAGAUAUUUUUAAUUUGAUAAUAGUAAAAAAAGUGCGAGAUCGCCGGUCAUAAUAUCCAAAUUUCUUCUACCAAUCACCCGCAGUCACCACCGUAUGAACUGGUGCAGAUAGAUAGAUUCGCUGAUUAUACAUUCUGAAUUCCUAGAUAAAAUACUCUAUGUAUCCUCUAUGGUGAUUAUAGUAUAGAAACCAUUAUUAAACGUGAGAUUUGCAUACAUUUUUUUCCAUUUGAGAGACCUCAUUCAUUUUAUUAAUUUAUCUCAUUUUUUCAGAAAACCCAGAUUUCUCAAUAAAUUUAUCUCGGCCAUCUCACGCAUUUCACUUAUUCGUUCUGCCAUUCGUUGAAAAAAGUUCAUUUAUAUCUCAUUCCAUUCAGUUUCAUUGUUCUUAAUUUUUCAUAACGACCUUCCAGGUUUGAGAUUUAACGAUUUCGGUUAGGAAAUGUAUAUUAUUUGUUUGAACAUUAAUUUUUCGUCGUUGUGUUUGCCGUGAAAAUAUAGUCUACAUAGUCUUUACUUUGUAAUUGGCCGAGACGCUAUCGUGUGGCUUGAUAUUUUUGACAUUCGUUCAUGUUGAACAUAUUUUUCGUUGGACAAUUUAAAAUUUCGACCGAACACGGUCACAUUCGGAAUACGACUGAACCGAUGAACGAGGCCGCUCGAGUAUAGAUUAUUCAGAUUCUUACCAAUAAAACUACUAAAAUAUUAAAUUCGGGUAUUAUGCCACUGAAUUAUUGAAAUUUUAUCCGUCCCGUAAAAAUGGAUAGUGUGUUCGGCUAAAAUCAGAUCGAGUGUACGUAGGUGAAGCGAUUCUUGCGAUUCUUUGAAGUUUAUUUUUCAUUUUUACGCUGCCUUUAACACAAUAUACAUAUACGAAUUUAUAUCGAUCCAUAUAUUUUCACUGGACGGAGAAGGAGGAGAAUAUCUACAAACAGAAGCCUUAUGAACGGUGUUCGUGAUAAUAUGUAAAGUACAUAACAAUAACUGCCAAUUUCGAACACGGCGCGAUGGUUGAAAGUUACACUCGUGCAGUUACUUACGUACAUUAUUUCUACCGCGGCCGUGAACUUACACUGUUAACCGGGGUUUUUGUGUUUUAAAUUUUAUUUUGAAAACAGAUAGCAUGAAUGUUAUAAUAAAUAUUUUCAGUUUUACUACGUGCGUAAAUUGUUUAAAAAUGUUUAUAAUAUCAUAUUCAAAUUUCAAAUUGUAAUUACGACUAUUAAACGGUACCCACUACACACAUAUUAUAAUAUUAUUGAUUCAAUUUAUAGAUGCCGUUUGCCUUCGAUUGAUGAAAUAUUAUAAUAACCGUUCGUUAUAAUUGCGUUGGUAAAUCGUAUUAAUUAGUAUAGUAUUGUCGUUCGUCGUAGUAUGUUUAUCAAUGUUAACAGUGUGCGAAUAAAUAACAGUGAUAUAAGCUGUUAAAGAAACCAGUUUCCGUACAAAAUAAAAAAAAUCAUAUACCUCUAAAGUUUAGAGAAUUAUUAUUGUAAAGUCUAAACGGUAUUACAUUGUUUUAUUCUAUUAUUCGUUUGUUUAUCACUCGUAAUCAAUAAAACAAAAUACGAAAUAGAUAUUUGUUUUUUACGAUUUAUCGACACCUAACACUCGAUUCAGAGUAAGUAUAUUAUUUAUAACGUACGUAUUUAGUGUUACGAACUCGUCAAGACGACGAUUAUUGCGAAACACGCGAACUAAAUUUAUUAUUUACAUCGAGAUUGUAAUGAACGUGGGUAUAUGACAUUGGAUUGUGUGGAUAAAUUAUAAAAAGUCUCAAUAUGAUUUCCCAAACAAUAGAGACGGCUUUUGUACCUACUGUAUUAUAUUAUUGAAUAUAAUAAUAUAUAUUUGUAAGUUGCAUGUGCUUGAAAUUUAAGUCUAAGGAAGUUUAGCAGUUGAAAGAAUCGAUUUUUAUGUCAACCAGUUACGCAACUAGGGGGAAUUUGGGGGUUAUACCCCCCACCCCCCGAAAUUUAAGAUUUUAUUUACGAAUUCUAUAUUUAUUAUGUACAUACGAUAUGUAGUACUAUAUUGCAGCGAUCACAAACAUUUUUUUGUAAUUUUGAAUACGCGUGUACGCGUCGUCGUUUCAUUUUAAUAACUUACUAAGUAUAGGUUAGGUUAGAGGUUUUACUGAAAAAAAAAAAAUCUGUUAAGAGUAUAUUAUUUGCAAUUAUUCAUAACGACACAUUUUUGUUUGUUUCGAUGAAAGUAUCGCCGUGUCGAUCGAGUAGGCGAACGUUUUGCGUUAUUCUUAUAUUUAUAAACCGGCAAUGAUGAAUUACUGGUGCAUGUAGAGCAACAUAUUGUAUACUAUUGCGUCGUAGCCAUUUGCAGUUGCGAGGUGCAGUUGCAGUUUGUAUAUUGUAAUAGUAUACUGUAAAAAUUAUGCACUACUACUACCUACUCUACUAUAGUGGCAUGUGUCGUCGAUUGCAGGGCGAUGUUUUGGAUAUUAUGUACUUGCUAUAUUAUCUACUUGCUUCUGACGAGCUUAUAAGUCUUCAAUCGUUUUCGCCGACUCACCGCGAUAUUUUGUAGCCUACCUAUUAAAUAUUCACCCAUAUAAUACGGUGGACUACUCAAUGAUUGACAAGACUUCUGUUUGCUCAGUCUUUAUUUGCCCCUCGACUGGACGUAAAAUAUAUAGCACUUCGAUGUAUUGUAUUUUGAAUGUUCCAACAAAUUAUAUUUAUUUCGAAAACGGUAGUUGUAUUCUGUUGAAAUUUACUACCGUUCAAUCUUCUGUUUUAUGUACGACUCUUUUUAAUGUUUUCAGUCACGUUUUUGUUUUUUUUUAGUAUUCGAAUAUCACUGUGUAAAACUUAACGACUCGUUUAAUGUUCUAGAUGAAUUCGAUUUUUUUUUUAUCUACAGAUAUCAGGUACUGUGUGAAAAAAAAAUUAUCUUGUCCUAAAUAAUUAACUGUAUUUCGGUAUCUACAAUAAUUUAAUCAAAACUAAUCAUGACAUAACAAACACGUUAUAUUUUGAUGUAGAUUCGACAUUCGGGUGUUGCACACGUAAAUGUGGAUACAUAUAACGACAAAUAUAUUACCGCAUAUUAUAUUAUUAUUUAUUAUCGAUAAAUUAUAAAUGUUAUUAUAAUGUGUUGUAUAUAGGUAUGACCUUUAUAAUUUCGUAUUGGGAAUAUAAUGUUUAUUGUUAGACGGUACUCGAAGAAAUUUUAUUAUUUCCGUGGGUUUUUAGGUUUAUUCGGUAUUUGUUUUUAUUCAUAUUUAUUUUUUAAUAUGAUAAUUCGAUCUUUGCCAUGGUAAAUAUUUAAAUUGUCGUAUUGCCUAACAACACGUGAGAUCGUUACAGAUACGUCACAUUGCGCGCGUUUUAAAUUAUAAUAAUGAUAUUUAAUUAUGAUAUUCCGUAAGAAACAUCAGUGAUAAUUGUCUCGAUACUAAUACAGUUGUUAUAUUGUGUGUUUUUUUUUUUUUAACGAUUAAGUCAAAUUCAAUAUAAAUAUUUAUAUUUAUGUUAUUAUUACGAUGAUAAGCAGCGUGGUUGUGUGUUUAUAAGUGAGGCGUUUAUCAUUUUUGUUUAUGUCCUAAUAUGGGCCAUAUAAAAAAUUACAUUACUCGUAGAAUAAAAAUUGCGGCAGUUAGGUUGAAAUUAGAUUAGCCAGAGACGCUGUGUACAGGGGGGCCUCGGGUCUGCAGCCCCUCAUGAGCUUGUUAAGACGGAGUUCAUCCCCCCACGGUUCUCAUAUUAUAAAAAAAAAGUCAAUAUUUGUCAUGUAUAUCCUCAAAAUACUAAUUAUUUUAUUUAUAACAAAUUAAUUGAGAAAGAUGAACGGUUUUUUUUCUGAUAUUGAUAGUAGAGAAAAAGUAGAUUUUUCAUGGUUUUAUUAUUAAAAUGUUAAUAUUAUAACAUAUAAAACAACAAAUAACUAUAUUUCAGUAAUUAUUGUUUAACAAAUAAUUUAAGGAAAAUAAAAAUAGGACAUAUUUUGGUAAGAUUUAGGUAAAACUGUACAUGUGUUUAUAAAAUAGAGGGCCUUCCCAUGACAAUAUGACAUUUUCAAAACCUGGCACCUCUGCAGUUAGCGAAAUAUUAAAAGAGGAUAAUAUCAAGGGCUGUUUUUCUAAAAUAUUGUCAAUCAAAAUAUAAAUAACACAAACAGAGGGGUGAAUGAUGUAAAAGAAAAUUAAAUGGUAAACCCCGCUUUUCACUUAGGUUAUUUAUCGGUUUACCAUCUUCCGUGUGAAUGGAAAAUUAUUAAACAUUAUAAAAUACUUUCCAGUCCUGCGCGGAACCUCUUCUCCGGAAUACGAAUAUAUUUUUCAAUGUUUAAUACGAACAAGGUAGCUCGGGAAGUAUUUCGUCGAUGAUGUUAGGAGAGCGCACGCGCGUGUGUUCUCAUCAAAUGUUUAUUAAAUAUUUUAACAUCUUUUAUUUAUUUAUCAAUGAUAUUUAUUUGAUAUACAUAAUAAUAUGAAGUUAUAUAAUUUAUAUAUAUAUAUAUAUAUAUAUAUAAUUGCACGACUAACGAAUUAAAAAAAAUUGAAUAAUCGCUAAUAACUCUACUAUAAUAUAUUUGGCCAAUGAGGUUAUGAUUACGGGGAUAUUUUUUAAUAAUUAAUUUGUAAUUUUGUGAACUUGAUGACACUCAUCAUUUUUAUUUUGCUUCCUUUUAUAAAUAGACGUAAAAGGGCCCAUACACGCUCAGUUUAUCUGUCAGGUUAACUGUGUGACGUCAAAAGAUUAACUGUGGUAACUGUGCAGUUCUAUCCGAAAAAACGUGAAUUAUUUGGCGUGAGCUCCGUGACCUCAGUCCUAUCUGGUUAACUGUACGACAAACUGAGCUAUAGCUACACUCGUUCAUUUUUUUCAUCAGGCGAGGAUUCAGAUAAACUGAGCGUGUAUAGGCCCCUUAACACUGCGCGUUCCCCAUGUUACCCGUGCCUUAGGUUUUGUCUAAUGUAAAAGUGUUAUUAGAGAGAUACACGAUUGGAUUAAGAGGGAAUUAGGAGAAGGUUACAAUUUUUCGCGUACAUUAUUUUUCGUAAAAUGGCCAAAUCAAAAGUAUAUUUAUAGCUCUCCUUGUCCUCAGGCUAUGACCGUAAUCCUGUCCUGGAAAGCGAUAUAACCGAUAAUCCGAGCGUUUACCUGUAGCUUGGGUCAAAAAUGCCAAUGCCUCUUUUUGGUGAAAAUGAGUUUUACGACUAAUCAAUUUUCUAUGUUUUUACUAGCGGUAAAAGGGGGUAUCUCAGUAAUAAUUAUUGUGAAAUUUGAGAAGACCAAUGUUAGGUUAGAUUAGUAGAAAAAUUACUACUGCAAUAUCAAAAAGGGCCGAAAAUAUGUUUUGUUAUUAAUUUCCCAAAAUCGAUUAAAACUGAAAUUGGCCCUUUUUGACCCUAGCCCCAGAUAUAUAUAUAUAUAUAGAACUUAAACUGAAUAACGUAUAUUAUGUUAACCAACGGACUUUACCUCACUCCGCUAUAUCAUAUCGUGUAUGCUACCGAUUUCGUCGUUUUUUCUCUAUUUUUUUUUUUUUUUUUAUCUUUUUAAUUAUUAUAGGCCGUGUAAUACAUAACGCGUGUAGUACAACGACUGCGAUACACGCGGGGCGAUAUCGGAUAUGUUUAUUAUGUAACGCGGACUAUAUGCGCAGCCGAAAUCGAGCGGCCAAAACGCGUCACAAUCCAUAUCGAAUGCGCCGUACUUGACGGAGGUCUGAGACCGCGGGCGCGCGAUUGACGUAAAUGCGCCUCGAGUGCGAUUAACGUCUCGGGUAUCUCGCCGCGAGAACUUCAAAUUUGUGAAAAUCGCAACGGCCCAUGACCCAGGAGAAAUCGCGCGCGUACGUGUGUUAUCGUCGACGCGUUGAAAUUCCGAAUCUCGACCGUGUGUCACAUGGCGUUGCGUAACGCGCGGGCAAUUAUUAAUUUCGGCGUUUGAACAGCGCGAUGUAAUCGAUUUAUCGUCACGCGCAUUAUAGGUGUACAGGGUGUAACAGGACUGUUUGCCAGUUUUGCACUGGAGUUACGCGCCCUACAGACGUAAUUCGGGCGCGGGGACGUAUCGCAAAAGACCCGCGGUGUCGUCGAAAAACGCGAGGAACCGCCUCCGGUUUCGCAAUAGCGACCGGACCACGUGCGCAAUAUUCGACAGUAUAUAAUAAUUCGUUUCGAUAUAGGAACGCGCCUCUGCAACGUACCCAUUAUAAUACGGCUGUUCGCGAUAAAAUAACGUCCUUGGCGACGGCCCACGGGCACGGAAUAUAACGUUUGCGUCCUUCAACUUGUAUCAUCACGUAACGCGGGGUCGCCGGAAAAAACGAAAUAAAAAAAAAUCACGCCGCUGCCAGAGGCGUCCGUCUUCUUCUCCCGCACAACAAUGCGUUUCUUCUUCUGUUUUUUUUUCUCCGUACGCGUUUUCGUUCGACGGCUACAACGACAGCCGCACAUCACCGUACGCAUAUUUCUCCGACGUGUUUCCGACGAUCUUCGCGGCGCGGCGCACGCGAGAGGCCGGCGCGCGUCGCGUUUUCUCACCGAAUUACGGAGGGGACGACGGGCGAUUGCAUCCAUAUUUUCCCCGAUUUUGAAAAAUUUGGAAAAAAAAAAUUUUACAUUUUAACAAACACCUCGGCGAUAGUAGUAGAUUAGUGAACUAAUCUACUGCCCGAUGUGUCCGUGUAUGAGUGGAAGUGGAUCCGCCAUUUUUACGGACUAGUAUGCAAUUUUAGUCUGAAAAACCAGACUUGUAGGGAUUUAGAUUUAAAAAAUGUAUUAUCAUUCUGUAGGUUCGAAUACUUGGGAAUACGAUAGAUUUUAUUUAUUUUUUUUUUUAAAUUUGAAUUCCCUUUAUCAUAAUAUCGACGGUGUUUUGUUAAAAGGCCGUAUACCACUAAAAAUCGAAAAAUACGUUUUUGGUAUCAAAACAAUCAGAAAAAUUAGGAGCAUAAACUGGUAUUUAAAUACAGAAAAAAUCAAGUUGAUAAUGUCGAUUAAAAUAUAUCUUGGCACCCUUUUAAGAUAUAAUUAAUUCAACAUUAAUAUGUUUAAAGGGCGUAUACCACAUUCAAUGCGUGUAUACAUUGUGGUACAAGGUUGAAGGUAUUAUGUGUACGAGUAUAUUGUUUUCCAUGAUAAAUACCAUUAAAAACGAUUUUGCGGUUGUUUUAGCGAAACAGUUUUUUUGCUUCCUGAAAAAAAGUGAUAUUUGAUGACGCCCUUUUAACAAAACACCGUCGAUAUGUAAACGGCGAAAUACAUAAAUUACAGAUUUGAAAAUUUUUAAAAAAUUAAAUUGAAUUGUUGUUUUUCUUCAGUUUUUAUGUUAUGUGAAUAAAUUGGUCUUGGCUGUACUGAAAUGUUUGAACAUUCAACACAAAGUACAUCAUUAAUUGUUGUACACGGAAGUGAAAAUAAGUGUAGUGUUUUUUUUUUCGAACCUUUUUUAACCUAUCCUGUUUUCUUCGACAGCCCUGAUGAUAAUAAUUACUAUAUCUGGUAAAAAUUCUCGAGGAAAAAACGUUUUUUUUUCUUUUAUUUUAUUUUUCAGGCUACGGGGUUCGUAAUAAUGCGACAUACGUUUAUCGGUACAUGCACGUACGCGUACACCUAUACGGCAUACGCAUUGCAUAUUGCACUGACCAGACCUAAUCAAUUAUAUUAAAUCGAUAUCGAAUUAUUCAACGGUGUAUUGUGACAUUGCAGCCAAUAUAGUGUAUCUUCUAUUGUUGAAAAAUAUUAUCAUUUAUAUCACGUGGCCUUUUAGUACGAAAAUAUUGUUAUUAUUAUGUUAAAUGUCCGUAGUCGGUGUGACGCCGAUGAUGAGUCGAUUAUAAUAAUACGGUAUCACACGGUGCACAGCCUUAUGACAUUAAAUGCGUGUCGUGUUCGUAAAUUUAACGCAGAUACUAUUUCUGUUUUGGUUACAGGCCUGUAUUGAAUGUCGUCGGCGCCGGAGACGCUCAGCUCCAGUCGCAUCGUCAUAACCGCAGUGCCAUCGUCGCCGACGUCGCCGUAGUCCUUGUAGUCACGGAGACGGAAUCCACAGAGGAAAUAAUCACCUGCAACCGACCGCCCGAACCGCAACCAUGGUGAGUACUGACACCCGUAUCCACGUAUCGUACUCCCUUAAAAUCGCACCUUUGCGCCGUGCCUCGAAAUUCGGCUGCACUUUUCAAUUAGAUAACAGUAUACAAUGUCAACCUUUUUUUUUUUGUUUUUAAAGCACACUGUGUAAAAUUAUACCGCAUUAAAUCAAAAUGUGACAGUAAAGUAUACUGUGAUGACUGUAUAAUCAAUAAAAUCCACAGUAAAGUUAAAUUUUGCCGAUUAAAAAUAUAUUUCGAUAUCGCAAUGUACAACGCUUUUAAAACGCAUAAAACCGUGAAAGUGUCGGACCGAAAUACCCUAAACACUAUAUUUCGGUUCAAAUUUGAAAUAAAUAAUUAGUUUUUCUCAGAACUACAAAUUUAAAGAGGCGACCUUGUUACAAGGGUAUAUACGUACUUACCAAUAAUUAUACAUAUAUAUUUGUACAUGCUUCCGAUAAUUUUCCGGUUUACAAAAAUGUUCCUGAAUUUUUUUUCUCCGUAGGUUUGUAAGCGUUUAAAGUUAAGACCAUAUACACGAAUCUACAGCAAUUUUCCACCAAUAAAAUUAAAUACUCUGUUCCUCCAAUGCACACAUCAUUUUCGUCGCGUUAUCGAAAUAAAAAACUGUUACCAUCUUAAUACAACACCCUUUAUCAGUGGCGCAACAAGGGGUUUAGGAUUUGGUUUGGGGUUUUUUGUAAAUUGUUCAAAACCAAUAUUUGAUUAUUAAUCAAUUUUAAUAAAUAAAAACAUUAAGACGUCCUAAUCGUGUAUAGCAGUGUGUAACCAGCUAUAAACUGAUUUCAAUAUUUGAAGAAAAAUAUAGGCAUGAUUUUGAUACAAAGAAAUCGUUGGAGAAAAACGAAAAAUACAUUUUUAAGAAGGUAGGAGGAAAACAAUUCCAACCAAUGUUAUAGUCGCGUGUUGCCAACAAUUCGGAUUAACUGAAACAUUCCUCGUUGAGUGAAUAAUGUGUACUGUUUUAUUUGAAAUCUAUUGAUCUCACUAUCUAUACUGCAUAUUCAGAGGUAACGAAUAAAAACUAAAAACUAAAAUCCUAUUAGUACAAAUCCACAAUACAUUUGAAUUAAAAAUAUUUUUUUUAAUUAUUGUUUUGGUCACGUACACGUUAUUUUAUAAGCCCAAAACGGGUUAUUUAUAGAAUCACUGCAGUUCAUCGAAUUUUGUUUAUGGAGUAGUUAUCGUGAGAUUUUUUGUCCUAAAUAAGUAUAAAAAAUAAAGGUACCCUUAUAAUUUUAUAAUAAUUGAUAUAAAUUAAAAAUAUAUUAUACACUUUUGUACCCUGAAAAUAAAAAGGUAGCCCAUGAGAUUUAAAAAAAAAAAAUUGUCGUCCUUUACAAUGAUUUAACUCGACCUAACCCGUAGAAGAAAAAUUCGUUCAUCCCCCAUCCUCUUAUACCACUUUUUAAACACCAUUCAAUAACUUGAAAAAAACCAAAAACCUACCAUAAUAAAUACUCCUGGCAAAGUAUUUUCUUGCAGUAUUUAGCUGUAUUUUUGGUUUUUAGACCUUAGUUUAGAUAUAUUUCCACUGUGUCCAUCCGUCCGUCGUAUGCAAAAUAGUAUAUGAGCUGCUUAUCCCUUUGCCCUUUUAUCUAAUUUGGGCUCUGUGUAUAAAAAAUUAUCGAUUUUGAAAACACGUAUAAAGGAAAAUUUUCAAAUACAUUACAUUUAAAAUAGUAUCAAUGAAAAUAAAUUAUGAACUUUUAAAUUACGAGGGAACUAUUACUGUUUCGAAAUUGACCAUUAAAAUGUUAUAUUAGGUAAUACUAUCAUUUAAGUCUGACUUCUUAAUGAAAAGUUUUUUUUAAUUGGAAUUUAUUAUUUGAUUUUCCCAUGUUAUGGCUUUAAAAUAAUUUUUUUUUUUUUUGUAUCUCUGUUAACAGUCUGUAGUAUUCUGCGUGUAGGCACUUGCUCGGCUACGAUUUAUUUGUUGAAUAUUUUUAUACGGGUUGUUUACAUAGAUGAUAAAAAAUGGAUAGGCUAUAUUGGUAUUCAGACAUUCCUAAAUAUUCUAUCUGACACACGAAUAAUGGGUGCAAUCAAUUGUUACUAUACCCGUGGCAACAGGAAAACAAUUCACGGAAGAAAGGUCAAUUUAUUGGUGAGUAUGGUAGAAGAUGUGAUUUUGCAGAUAAUAAUUCUAUAUAUCUUUUUGAUUCGGGAACACUGCCCGCUAAGUGACACAUGGUAUACGAGAUGGUAUCGUACUCAUGUCCAUCCACUCAUGUCCUAUCCAUUAUGCGAUCUUAAUGAUAAUUUUACCAUUAUGCUCGUAUUAUUACAUACAGUUCAGUGGUGAUAUUUUUUAGCGAAUAUCCAUCGGAUGACGACUCCCCGUCCCUUAAAAAAUCGCCACGAGCAGAUAGACCGAACCUCCCCUGAAUUUUUAAGAUUUCCUCAGGUACCCUUCCCCCCCGUUAAAGUAUUUACUAUAUUUCUAUAUAAAACACAAUAUUUGGUUACAAAAUUGACUAGUUGAAUAGUUUACCGUUUAUUUUCUAGUGGACACUCAGUAAGAAUAAAAAAUCUUAUACACAACUGGGUGUCCAUUUUGACACAGAAAACCUCAUUAAAAAAUAUCUUACACAAUAUGUAAGCAACGCCCUCUGCACUUGAAAUUUCGAAGCGAUUUAAAUACUACACACACAGUUAUGUUUUAUUUAGUGGUGAGCCGAUCUGACAUUCUUUCGAUAUCGGAUAUCCCGAUAUUUUCUACCGAUAUAAAUCCUAUAUAUUCGAUUCCAUACUUGAAAUCAAAAUUCAUCAUAUGUUGGUAUUGAAAUUAAUCGCUACAUCACUCGAAAAUCAUAUUUUUUCAAACGAUUUUUGAAUUCCAGAUACAUUAUUAGAGACGUUUUUUUUUCUCGAAGAUAUCUGUUUUGAAUAAAAAAAAACCGAUAAGUCGAUAUCGAUGUACGACAUCGAAUUAUGUUGAUGCUCAUUGCUCACUAGUAAUUUUUUUACGCACUUAUUAUUUUUGUGUACAUUUUCGUCGGAAUGUGAGAGGAAGAGAUUAAACAUUUAAUAGUAUGUGUCCUCCUCGUGAAUUCAACAAUACAAUACAACAAUAAUUAUUACUAUAUUGGAUAUCGAAUUUAUCUUUUGUCUUGUUUUGGUGCUUGACGAGGUUAUCACCACGACAAACUCCGUAUUAAUUUGUACUCAUAAAUAUAUAAAUACACGUACUCGAAAUAAUUAAUUUAAUUUAAAUCGAUCGUUUGAAACUCAGAGGCUCCAAUUAAUUAUUAUUAUUAUUAUUAUUUUUAUAAUCGCCUCCUGACCCUCGUUUAACGAAUUUCUAUUAUUAUAGAUUUUUAUGCGUAUUUAUCAGACCCAAUGAUUUACGUUUUCUUCAAUGACGUUUCAAGAAAGUACAAAGUAAUAAUGAAAACACUAGUUAUAGUUUUGUUUAGUUUUGUUUUCACGCCCGUACUUCAUAUACCAGAUGAUUUAUUCAAAUUAUAUUUUUUUUAAUUAUCCGGUAAAUAUUCGUACUAUUUUGGCCUUAGUCGUUUUUAAAAAUGAAAGAGCCCAUUCAAUAACCUGGUACGUCGAUCCCUUUUCUUUUAGUAUAAAAAAAAAAAUAAGUUUACAUGUGCCUUUAUUAGUAUCCGAGUUUUUUUUUUUGAAAAACAAUUUAUUAGUUAGUAAAAAUGAUCUGUUUUUUACGCAGGAAGUAUCUUAAAAAAUACGCUCUUUUCUAAUGGUGGUAAUUUAUUAUGUAAAAAAAUUUGUGUAGAUUUUCUAGUUGUUGUUCUUAACAAUUUAAUAAAUCGACAAUAACAGAUAACUAUUUAUAUUUGUUGAUUUCUGGAUUAAAAUGGGACUUUGGCUACAAGGGGGAAAAAAGCUCGACUAAUAUUUUGUACCAUUUACCGCCCUCAGAAUCGUUUUUUAGUUUCAUUUAUUUCAGCUUUCAAUCUACAUUAUUCUUUAUCUUCCAAACUUUCCAUCUGCAAGUUACAACAGUAAUUUAAUGACCCAUAGUACACGGAGUAUUGUAAACAAAUAUAUUAUUAUCAUUAAUAUGUACAUCUAUUUUUUUAAAUCGCAUUUACAUAUACGAAUUAAAAAUAUCCAUUAACUUUCUACAAAAUGUAAAAAAAAUGUCGGAACAAUAACCCGGUAUAUUUUGAACGUAAUUAUAAUUGUUCUUGCGUCGCCGAUUACUUUCAAAUAAAUUUCCUAACUAUUUGUAUAAAAUAAAUACGUUUCAAAAAAAUGUGUAUUUCCAUUGUUCUUUAUAUGUUAUGAUAGUGUUAAGCAAUUUUAAACGAUAAUAGUUUCAACUUAAUAUUUCCAAAACAAUUUUUUUUUGUCUCCUGAACAUUUUUAAAAAGCGAACGCACUAUUCGGUUGUUGAACCGGAUAAUCUGAUUUUCCCUUCAAAAUUGUAAUACAAUAAUUUUCUGUGAUAAAAACGAAAUUAAGAAUACUGUAUAAAAACUAAACUAAAAAAAAUAAAAGAUUAGGAAACGAAAUAAUUCUGUAGACAUUCUGAAUUGUUCGCACAUUUAUAAAACAAAUGAAAAACAUAUUCUCGUACAACAGCAGUGUACUCAUAUUAUUAUCGAUAACAAUUUUUUUACAGUAUCAUAAUAUUUCUAUUCUUAACGAGUAAAAAAAUGCAUUAUUGUUGAAAACGAUUAAACAUUUUGUUUAGAUUCUAUCCGAACGAGAGUUUUGUUUAAUUAAAAUAACUAACAAGCUAGACAAUGUGUGUAGUUUUUUCUCGGAAUCCAUCAGUCGUUUUCCUUGUCCGACGCACGUGAACGGGUCAAAUUUCGAAACGUCGCGGUCGUAGUUCGGUACAUAAAACGCGAGAUGAAUAUGACGUGUUGAAUACGAUCCAAAUAGUUUUGUAGGAGUAAAAUACGUCUUUUUUCGGUUUAUAUCAGGAAAUAUUCCACUAUCUCUCUCAUUCUCUGUUUCUUAGUGUCUGUCCUACGGGACGUAUGCAAAACAUCAUAUUCUAAUAAGGCGACGACGACGUCCAGGUAUGAAAUUCGUCAAUAGUUCCGACUUGUCUACACUGAUAAUAAUAAUUAGGGUAUCUAUUUUUAAACGGCGAAUUGUGCGUUUACAACUAUACCGCCGCCACAGUCGUCUGCCUCUGCUGUAUACUGUCCGUCUGUGCGGUUUGUUGAGACGUAAGCGUUUUUAUUUGUUAAUUUUUUUUUUUUUUUUGUCUCGAUUUAAUACAAUCGUAUUUGUCUAGCGACGUGACGGAGGGAAAAAUAAUAAAACAAAUAACUCCAUAAAUAUCUAUAUGUACUUAAUAUGCAAGAGCAUCGUUUUUUUUUUCUCUAUUCUAUUCCGUUGUUAUUUUACGUAAUAGGUAAAUAACCACACGCGAGUCCGCGGUGUAGAUAAAGCACGUUUCCGUAAAUAUUUCCACUCCUACUUAAACAACAAUCAUAAUAAUAAUAAUAAUAAUAUAGAAAAAAAAAAAUCUAUUAUAGCUAAACCCACCUAGGCAUAGAUACUUUCGGCUAAAAUUUUCGCGACGGAACCCGCGACGCAUAGGUCUUGCGCGUGUCCGCAGUGAAUUCGCGACAGUUGCAAAAGUACAACAUAUUAUAUAGGUAACUAAACAAACAAACAAAAAAAUCUUCGGAAAGCACAAAAAAUAAAAAAAAAAAACAAAUCCGUCCGUAUACACCGCGUGUUAAUUAAUGUCAUCAAGUAUUUAAUCCGUUUACGAACCGGACUAACAGGUCGUGUAGAGUUUAUACAGUAUCCGUUCGGUAUCCCCUCGGCUCGUCGGCGUGUAAGUAUACAAGUCUUCGGAUCCUUUUUCUGAAAAAACUACAUUUUCAAUUGUCUCUCUUUCCGAUAUACCAAUUCAAAUCCCGGAUGUGCAUUCGCUUAUACGGAUAAUUUCAUUAUGUAUAUAAUAUUACAGUGGUCGCAGUACGGGCGAUUCGCUUAUAGACGAUGCGGUUUAUUUUUAAAGACGAGUAUUAUUUUCUGAUGGUCGGCCGAAUAACUUGUCAACGAUCCACCGUUUUUUUUUCUUCCUCGUCUCCCUCUCGUCACUUCUCGUCACUCCUCGUCACCGUUAUACGCAUACACAUACACACACACACACACACGCACCUGUUGUAGGGUAUUAUGCGCUAUAUAAAGUCCGUCUGGUGUCUCCGAAUUGUUAUUCCGGGACCCGUUAUUGUCAUUUUUAGUUCGGAAAUCGGGUCGCCAUCCACGAGGACCAUCAAAAUUCACCUCGUAAAAUCGUCCGCGUUUCCGUAAAAAAAAAAAAAAAAAAAACAAAUCAUAUAUAUAUUUUAAAUAAAUUCUAGAGAUAUUAUAAAAUCACCGUCGCGUUUCCAUUUUUUUUUCGCAGGAUUCGCAAACCGACGAUCAACAGGAACUCCAAACGUUCCUACCAGAAGAAAAAUCCAAGAUGAAAGACGCGCCGCAGUCGCCGUCGCUAAACAAGUGAGUGCCGCGAUAAGUUAUUGGGGAUAUUUUUUUAAAUAUUUCACAUGUUAUUAUUUUAUUUAAACACACGUAUCAGGAUGUUCACCGGUUAGGUUACAAACGGGGUUUGAUAUAAAAAAUAUUUUUAGUUGAACAACAAAUAACUUAUUGGCAAAUUAAAACGUAUGUUCUUACAUAAAAUAAAAGUAUAUAGUAUGAUAUAAACUUUUCGAAUCGCUAGGAGAAAAAAAAGAACAGUAAAUGUCUAUAGUCAUAAUAUUUUAAUUUAGCGCGUGUAUCGCGCUAUGACGUUAUCCGUCUGUACGAUGAAAUUAUAUAAAAAAAAUACUAUUGGACGUUUUUUAACUAGUAUUACGAACGGUUCAAAGAAUUUCCUACAAGAUAUGACCAUAGUGAAAUAAAUUAUAAUUUGAACCAACAUACGAGUAUCACAUCAUUUAUAUCAUCACGUUGUCAUAUUUAUAAAACAUAAUAAUAAUAAUAAUAAUAAUAAUUUUAAUAACGAUACGGUAUUUUAUCGUCAUUUGUUGAUAGUAGUUUAUGGUCAAGUUGUAACGUAUUAGUUGAUGAAUUUACUAUUUUAAGUAGGCACUAAUUUGCACUCUCUUUGAUUGCUAUUAUAUUAUAUGCGUUCAUUCAAAAUCGUUUGUAUUCAAAAUUCUAUAAAUGUUUGAAACUAGAUUUAUCUUAAAACGUUAUUUCCAUUUAAAUUUAGAUUUUUUAGUUAAUAAUCAUAUAGGUAUGAACAAUUUAUCACGGUGAAACGUUCAGCUCCGCAGUUACAAUAGGUUAUGUUAUUGUUGCAAUUGUUUGAUAUAUUAUCGUCUGAAACAGUGUAUUAUUAUUUGACUUUUUUUUUUUUAUUCGGUAUAAAUUUCGAUUGGAUCCAACAGGGAAUAUUAAGGAUAUAAAGAUAAACGUUAACGAUGGUCAUAUAUAUAUGUCUCAUUACAUUAUAGUUGUGAAAGUUUAUUCGGAUGUUUAGAUAUUUAUCGCACCUGUAAAUAGCGAAAAUAGGCUAUUUUUCCCCUACCGCGAAUUCAACCCCUAAAAGUGGGCUGACAUAUGAUUAUCGGUAUUUUUAGUACGAGAAUCGAAUAUAUUUUGUUUACUAGGUGAUACGAACGAUAUUCGAAAAAAACUAAAACAAACAAAUUAAUAAUAAAGUAGUCCGUGUGUAAGGACCGUAAUAGUUGUCGCGAGAAUACCCACAUUAGUUACCAUAGAAACUGGUUAUCCAUAUAAUAUAGUUGAAUGUUCAUUUGCAACGAGCAUCUUAUCGCUGAAUCUAUAGCAUAAUGAUAAUUUGUCUAUUACCUAUUUCUUUUGGAACGCAGGACGGAACAGUCGUUAGGAAAUCACAGACAAGACACGCAUAAGGGAACUUACAGGUAAGACGACGCGAUAAACCUAUAUUGGCUAUAUUCUUUUUGUAAAAUUUUCCCGAAAAUAACAACUAUUGCACUGUAAUGCGUCUAUUAUAUUAUUUACCUGGAGUGUAAACCGACUAAUGACCGUUUGGGCAAUACCGCAGGGUUCAUAAAUUUCAAUUUUUCACAGUAGUAGGUACUUCUUUCAUAUUUUUUUUUUUUUUUUCAAAUAUUACAAAAUAACAAUAAAAUAAUUAUUAUUAUUCUAACAUAAUUAAAUAUAUGAUUAGAUUUAAGAAUUCAAAAAAUCGAUUCCUUUAAUUAUAAAUAUCUGACAAAAGUAUAUUUGUUUAUUUUUUGCCAAUAUUACAUAGGUACUCGUGUUAUAUUACAAUAUUCGCUGUGCUCGGUAAUAAUUUGGAACUUACUUACCGUGAAAACUUUUAAUUUAUAGACACUGCGGUUUUGUCCAAAUGAGGUUGGUCACUACUAGUUUUAUCCGCGCAAUAGUCGUAAAAUGAUUUCUCAGGUUUAUCCUAUUUCGACUUUUGUUUGUAACAUAAAAAAAAACGUGUUUUAGUGUUUUAGUUUUGCAUAUCUAAAAAGUGGGGCAACUCUGCUCGUGAGCGGGCCAUUGUUGUAGGUGAGAAUUUGGGAAGAUAGUAAAGGGAAAAUUUAAUGUAUAUCUAUAAGCAACUAUAAACCAUUGCUAACGGAUCUGAAUGCCGAGUGGAGUUCAGUUGAUAGUGUUGCUUCAUGCACGUUAUAUUGUGGUAAAAUAAUUACAUGGGCAAAAUAUAUUUCCUUUAAUAAUAUUUGUUUAAUAUUGUAUCUAUCUUCCUGGUUAACUCCACUCAGAAUUGUUUUUUUCGUUAGCAAUGGUUUGGUUCUUGCAUAUAGAUAUACAUCAAAUUCCCUUCUGUGUCUUACCUUCCACCUUCAACUUAUCACCUAUAACAGUGGCUGCACAUACGUGCGAAGUAUGUCCGUCUUUUUCAACUAAUACAUACAUUUCGUAUAUUUUCCCGUUUUUCUUCCGUUUUUUUCUAAUUUUUGCAAAAGUUUCUGCUCAAUCCGUUUAGUAUUUUGGGGAAAAUAUGAAAACAAACAUACAUCCAUUCACACAAACAUUAAAAACUUUCGCAUUAUAUCCAUAAUACCAAUAAGACAUAUUAUUUUUCGGUACAUUUAGACACUUCUGGCGGUCCCUCUGGAUCAAUAUAGAUCGAACUCGGACAUUUUUUUUAUAGUUAGACUGAAAAUUUUACUGAAUGAUUUGGUUGAAUUACAGUAUGAACUUCACCGUGUUGUCGUCGCGGGAGGAGAGUGGUUUUUUACCUUUGCUUUUUACCUAUAGACCUUUCAAAUGAAGCCCCCUGGGUGCAAUUUUGUAUAUGCAUGGCGUAAACGUCAAAGAUGUGCCUUUUGGUGGUAUCAAUAUUUAUUCCCUCUUCAACCAUUUUUAUGCUCAGAUUUCCCAGGUUUUAAUCACUCUUACAGACUUACGAAAGUAAGUAAUUUGGUUAAAAUAUGUAUAUAUAAAUAGUAUUGAAGGAAGAUGUGACUGCAGUCUGUUGUAGUUUUGACUUCCAAUCCCCGACUCCACCGUAUGUUAGGCUGCUAGCAAAAUUUACCAAAACUAGAUCGCCUAUUUCGAUAACACUUUUUGUUUAACUUAUUAAAAAAAUAUAGAAUUACUGAUUCAAGUAGUUUCGGGUUAAGCCAUCUUCAGGUUAUAAAAAUAAAAUAAAGAACUUUCUGAAUAAAAUUAAAAUAUGAAAAAAAAGAUUACCAUUUAGGAGGGUAGAAGUGGUUAAUAGGCGUCAAUAUUAAAUACAAAUUAUAAAUAAAUACUAAUUCGGAUAAUAAUUUAGAUUAAUUAUAAAAAAAAAGACGCCCUAGGAUAAUGGAGGCGGGUGCGGCCACUGUUAUAGGUAAUUUAAUGUACAUCUGUAAGCAACAAUAAGCCAUUGAUAACGAAAAAACGAUUCUGAGCGCAGUUCAGUUGAUAGUGAUGUUUUAUCAACAAUAUAUAUGUAAUAUUAUGGUAAAACAAUUAAAUAGGUAUUAUAUAUUUUCUUUAAUAAUAUUUGUUUAAUAUUUUACCGAUUUUCUCGGUUUUUGGUAUUUGCUAGGAAAACUCUUGGGAAAAUCGAGAAAUGUUUUUUACUACAAAGUAGUAAAAUGAAGACUCAAUGAACCUUUUUUUACAUUUUGUAGCAUUUUUGUUCAAGUCAACAAUUUUACCACAGAGUAUCUACCGAAUAAAAAUUACGUACAAAACUUUUAAAAUUACAAUGUUUAUAAAUACCUCAAAAAUGGCUCGAAAAUUUUAUCUAGUUCAGAAAAGGCAAAUAUGAGUUUUCUGUUCAAAUUUCAAGUCUCUACGAAUAUUUUAAACUAAAUUGCAACAAAUAACAAAAUCGAAAAACAACAAAAGCAUUAUUUUCGUGAAUUUCUCGUUUUUCUUUCGUUUUUCCUGGUUUUUCCCAAAAUUAUGAAAACCGCAUGGAAAAUUAAAAAAUGACCUAAAAGUACCAUCUGGACAACAUCCCCUUUCAGAAAUAGUGCCGCGCGUAAAUAUCUGAGCAAGAUUUCUGAUAUAAUUUGUUUACACAGUAUAAAAAAAGAAAACAAACAUCUAAGUAAAACCAAUAUAUUUUUCGCUACACUCAGAAUCUAAAAAAAAAAAAUAAAAUAUAUGAAAUACUAUAACGACAAUUGAAUUAGCUGAGAGAAAACUCUAUUCUAAUACGGAGUUCUGCCGCUCAUGAUUUCUUUUCGCGUAUGUUUUUUAUUCAGGUCUUCGUCAAUGAACGCCAUAUUAUAAUAUCCACUCGUUCGUUUAAAAUAAAACAAUAUAGUAGUGACUAUUCUACAUAACUACAGUAAUGCGGUUACAAUAAAAAAAAAAAAAAAAAACAUCGCGACCGAUGACCGGUUUAUUAAUAUUCUGUCUAAGCGUUUCAAAAAGGCGUUUGUCGACCGCGCCAGAAUCGAUUUAUAAUGUAUACGUAUAUACAGUGUGUGUCCGAAAGGAUUUGUUAAUUUCCUACGUAAUUAUCGAAUGAGAAGUAGUGAAAUCAGCUCACACUCUGUGUACAAUCGAUUUCGGCGCCGGUGUUUAUGCGAGCAGUACAUUAUAAUAUUAUACUUAGAUUAAUUUUGCGCCGGUCUGUAGUGAUUCAUUAACGAUUUUUUUUUUUUUUUUUUUGUAUUUUGAAACGGCGUACGCCACCGCCGCCGCCGCCGUCGCGUCGUUGACGAUUAUAUUACGAUUCAAUUACUGUCAAUUUGCCGUCGGUUAUGUUGCGGCCUUGAGACCCGUUUAGUGUGUUACGAGAGUUCGGUUUUGAUUCGGGAAAAAAGUUGAAUACGCACUUUUGCCGCCGAUCAAUUUGGCGUCCGAUUUUCACCGUUAGUUUGACGUCAGUAUUGUCAGUGUAGUAUUCCCUCCCGGCACAACAAAAGCACUCGACGGUGUUAUAUGUCGAACAAAAAAACACUGUUUCCGGCGUUAACGAUUUCAAUAGUGAACAACUAUUACGACACGUCGUCCGUAACAUACAUAGUUAGGGUUAGGUAAAUGAUUAAAUAUUCGCGAAAAAAAUAAAAGAGUCGAUACUGGGGACGGGAGUGGCCACUGUUGUAGGUGACAAGUUGAGAAGGUAGGAUACAUAAGGUUGUUUCAAUUAUAUCCGUAAGCAACGAUAAACCAUUGCUUGACGAAAGACGACUCCGAGCCCAGUUCGGUAAUACAUAACUUGAUGUGCCGUAAUUUGUUUUAUGAUUUUCGUUUAAAUUUGAUUUCAAAAUGUUUUUUAAAAAAAAAAUAAAAAGCUGUUCGGUGAUUUUGGAAAUUUUACCACCUCCAAUAUAAGUAUUGUUACCAUGUCUCAAGUCUCUACGUGUAUAUAUAAUCGAAUUAUAGCAAAAAAAAAGCCCAAAAAUUAAAAUUCAUUAAAAGCUCCAAAGUUUUGGCGUUGACACCGUAAGAAAGUAAAUCAAAAAGGCAACAAAAAAGGUAUCUUGUGAUUUUUCCAUUAAAUUAUUUUUUUCUGGUAGAAAACGUCGUCCGUAUUUUUAUAAAAUAAUGAAAUCGUGAUAUUGUACGUUUUCCUACGUUUUUUUCCCAUGUAAGUGCUUUUAUUUAAAAAAUGGUAUCGAAAAUCAAAAAAAUGAUAUUUUUAAAGUAAAAUCUAGACAGCUUGAGCUUUUAGAAAAUGUGCUACACUUAUACAUCGGAGCAAGUUUAUUAGGAAAAUACGUGUCAACAGACUAGAAAAAAAAAAGGAAUAAACAUCUUAGUAAAACCAAUAGCUCUCUGAAAUCAGAAAAAAACAAUUUUGAAAUUUGAAUAUAGUUUAUAUAUAAUCACCGAGAAACGAAUUUAUAUCUAAGGAUUUAUGUAAUAGAACAAUCUAAAGAAAUAUACAGACUGUUGUUGGCCCGGCGUUAUAAACAAAAUUAAUCAACAAAAUAUUUGGAAGAAAACAAACACGGCAACGUAUACAAACAUAAAAUAAUAUUAUAUAGGUCGUAAUAUUAUAUAGGUCAAUCGCGUGGGAAUUACUUUCUGGCAGUUUUUAUGUUUACUUCGAUAGAGACAUUAAAUUAUUUUUUUUAUAUUCCACGUGGUCUACAACACUUGUUAUCUUGACUCUGCAGAGCAGAUGAUUUUUUUUAUUGAUUUUUUUUUUUCGAAUUUCGUGUAAAAUCGACUCAGGUACACAAUGUAUGUUAACAAUCCGAAUGGAAAUCGUUAUUAGGGGGAAGGUGUAAACAAAGUGUGCUAUGCGAUUUAAUAUUAUCCUAUUUAGAGUUUUUUGAAACGGUAAUGAGCUUUAAAGAAAAAAAAAAAAAAUUAUAAUUUUACGCAAAGAAGGUCUUGGUAUCGUAUUAUAGUUACUAUAAAAAUUGAAACGCGUACCUAUAUAUAACAGUGGAUAUUCGGACGGCUGUAUCAGUAUCGUAUAGUUAUCACAACGUGAUAAUGCAGAACGUGUUAAUGUUGGGUUACAGAAGAACGACCGUUUAAACAAGAACAACAAAAUCAAUCCGUGAAUUGACGCACUGCAAGCGUAGAGUAUAGAUAAUACACAGUGUACUAUCUAAGAUACAACUGUAUAGGAUAUUCAAACGCGUCAUCAUCGUGUAGUUAUAAUAUAUUCGUCGAUCCGAUGGCAUUUUUUUCCCCGCAACUUUGAUUUUCGUUUUAUCGGCGUUCUAUAAAAGAACGGAAACCCGAUUAGAGGGCGAAAAAUCCAAAGGAGUGAUUAACUAAUCUCACCAAAUCAAACCAACUAACCUAACCAAACUCGUCUUCUUCCUUUUCACCUUUGUUCCUCGCAAGUGUAGGGUUAUCCUGUUUUCUUAUCGUUUUUUGUAUAGAACAAAAUUUCUGGUAGAAAAAUUGUCAUACUUGCAUCAUAGUAAAACUAAUAUAUUCCUCGUUGCUCUGAAAAUCUAAAAUAUGAUCACGUACAUCGUAUUUUAACCGAGGUAUGAUUGAAAGUUUCAAUUCUAGACUAGGUCUAUACUCAGAUGUCGGGUGGGCUAGGACACUCCGAUACGUGUCAAUAGACUUUGAAUGGUUAUGUUAAAAAUAUAAAAGAUAACCAACUUUUGGUUACGUUGUCCGAUCAUUAGGAAUGGACUAUUAUUAUUGACCGUUACUUAUUAGUUCGUCGAUGUUUUCAGAGAGAAGAAUCAAGAGAAAAGCGAAGCGGUGCACUUGAACGGUUUGGAUUAUUUCGAUCCGUUUCUCGAGAGAAACUUGGAACACCCGACCACGUGAGUCCAAAUUUAUUUAAUACGAUGAACGAUUUUACGCAAGAACGAUAAUCACGGUUUUUGUUUUCAUCUUUCUGUUUCCCGUAUAGCGAUGGCGAAACUUUGACUCACUUGCUCAAAGCGUCUCUUGGCACCGGUAUCUUGGCCAUGCCGCAGGCUUUCCAGUGUUCGGGACUCAUCGCUGGUGUAUUCGCUACUGUGUUCGUGUCGGUCGUGUGCACGUUCUGUUCGUAUUCACUGGUAAGUAUUUUCAUUGUGACACGUAAUAAUAUCACGUGCGCAUCAUAUUGUUUAAUGUUAUGCGUCGCCACACAUAAAUACCCAUCUAAUUACAUACCGUCACCAUGGUAAACGAUGCUAAAAAAUAAAUAUUUUGGGCAUGUGACGAGAAUAGUCGAGUCAGGGCGGCUCUAUGAGUGUACAUAUAGAGAUCGGGCGGAGAUUUAGGAUCAAGAUCGCUGAUCCCAAAUAUGUAGUCGAGAAAAGAAUCGAUGGGUAAAAUAAUAGAAAUUAAGACUACUACCUACCGUUACCGCGUAUCUGCAGUUUGCUUUUAACGAGAUUUUAAUAUGAAGACUUUCGAGUACUUUAAAUUCUCAAUUUUAUCGUUUUCUUUAUUAACAGUGAUACUGCAGUUGUUUUUGUUUAUUUUUUUUUUGAACUACAAAUGAUUUUUGCAUAGGUGAAAUGUGCCCACACGUUAUAUAGGCGGAAAAAAGUGACAAAGAUGAGCUACGCAGACGUGGCCGAAGUGGCGUUCGCCCAAGGACCCAAUUGGUCGAAAAGAUAUUCGUCUCUGACUCGGCAAAUGGUCCUCUGGCUGCUGUUCGUCACGUACUUCGGCACAUGCAGCGUGUACACGGUGAUUAUCGCUAAAAACUUCCAACAAGUGAUCUCGCACCACGUCCGGGACACUCCAGAAAUGGACGUCCGUGUCUACAUAGCUAUGCUGCUCAUACCACUCAUACUGCUCAGCUACGUGCCCAACCUUAAGUACCUGGCGCCCGUGUCUAUGGUAGCCAACGUCCUGAUGGCCCUGGGUCUCGGUAUCACGUUCUACUAUUUGCUCCAUGACAUACCCAGUAUCUCAGAAAGACCGGCAGUCGCGUCCGUGGACACGUUCCCUACAUUUUUCUGUCUGACCGUGUUCGCAAUGGAAGCUAUCGGAGUGGUACGUAUAUACACUUGUGAAGUGAUCACAAAUUCCCAAUGCGUAUUCAAUAGCCUUGUUUUAACGAUUUUUAUCUAGUUUUAUUUAAAAAAUGUCACAAAUCCUAAUUUGAUAUCUAAAAUUUUUAUUCCAUGGAUUUACAAAACAAAAUCUAUGGUCAAGAUGAAAUAUAUUUUGUUGCUCCCUAUUUUCCCCGAGAAAUAUUUCUGUGGGCGGUCUUGUUACGUGGUUAAUAUCUUAAAUGCAUCACUCUAUUCACGCGAUUUUUGCGUUUAACAAUUCCUCCAGGUAUUAAUUUUUGUGUACUUAAUUUAAUACUGAGGGGUAAAAAGAAACCAUACAGUAUCUCGUUUUAACUGCCUAUUAGAUGUUUGCUAUUUCAUGAAAUAUUACACACCAGGGCUGGAUUUAGGUAUGGGAUAGCUUUUAGAGAGAAUACAGAGUGUCUCAUGAUGACCUGACCCUUAAAAUAACUUUUGUUCUAUACAAUAAUUUUAAUACAUUUAUAAUAUAUAUUUUUAAACUAUUAGUAUGCCUCUGCUCUACAGUUAAUGUAUUAAAUAUUAUUUUACUUAGGUGUGAGACCUGUAAAAUAAAAAAAAAAUUAAAAUUUUACUAUAAAAAUUUGAAAUUGAUUUUUAGAAAAAUGUUGGUGUUAAAACUUUUGUUUAGGUUUAGUAUUUUAUUUUCUAAAUUUUUUGAAGUUUUUAAAGAAUAUGUGAAUAUUAUUGUGGUUUAUGAUUAAUAACCACAGUCCGCUGACCAUGAUAAUAUUUUUGUACGAUAUUAAUUCAUAAACAUGGAAAUCCUUCUUAUUUGAUGUGUUCUGACUAAUGAAUAAAUAUAAUAAAAGACUAUAAACUACAAUAAUAAUUACGUUUGCAAAAUUUCAAAACAAUUGUAGAAUAUAAAAGACUAUACUUAGACAAAAGUUUCAAUAACCAACAAUUUUCUAAAAAUCUUUUUUUGAGUUUUAUUAAAAAAGUUCUGGUAAAAUUUUAAAUUGUUUAUUUUAAGUUAGUUCAUUAAAAAAAAAAAAAAAUAAUAAUAAAUUAAAUGUAGUACAAAGGCAUAGUAAUUCUUUUAAAAAAUAUAUUGAAUAGAAUAUGUUUUUUUUUUUUUAGUAUUUUUAUUGUAAAAUAUACAUAAUAUGAUACAUAUUAUUAAAAUGUUUACAAUAAAAUAACUACCUCAUUUAAGUGUAAUGCUUGUAAUGGAGGUUACAUUACAUAAUAAGACAAAAAAUACAAACUAAAAAUAAAAAUAAUACAAACUUAAUUAAGAACAAAAAGACAAAAUAUAAUAAAAAUUCAUUAGUUAUAUUCAAAAAUUUUUAACACACUUUACCAUACUUUGUAUUUAUAAUUUAAUUUCUUUUUAAACCAUUAGUGAAAAUAACCAUGCGUUAACUUGUUUAUUUUAUGCUCAUAAAUCUAAGAUUCUCAAUUGAGAAGAAUAUGAGUUUUUUUUAUAUGCAAUGGUAUUAAAUUGUAAUAAUUUGGACUUAAAUAAAAUCAAUACAUUUUUUACCAAACAUUUGAAUAAAUUACUUUAUUACUGUAUUGUACCUUACAUACAAACUUGACUGGUAACACAUUAGUCAGCUUAAACUUGUUUCUAGGUAGUUUUACGUAAACAGAUUCUAACAACAUUUUUUUAAAAUAUUUUUAGUGGUUUAACUGUGUAUUCACUUAGACCCCUUCAGACUAACAAACCAUACUGAAAUAUUGACUGGAAUAAAGAUAAAUAAAUUAUACGCAUUACUUGCACCGACAAAAAAGUCUGUAAUUCGAAAAAUACUAAAUGAUAAAGUACGCAUGUGCAUUACAAUAUUAUUCACAUGCAAAUUAAAUCUUAAAUUUUUAUCCUUUUUUAUACUAAUUUUUAUACUAAAAAUCGUAUACUAGAGACUGUAUAUUUUUCGACUUAUGCUGUCAUUAUAUUUAUCUUCACUGUUACAAAAACAGAAUUUUAAAUCAUCAUCAUUUGUUCUCAUCCUUAUUAAUUGAAAAAUUCAUAAAAUUAAUUUUUUUAUAGUUUAUUGAGAGUUUCCUAUAGUUUAGAUAAUAAAAUUGAUCUAAAACUUUUUUAAAUUCAAUAGCAGUUUUUAAACGAACUUUAUCCCACAUAACUUUGGAAAACAAUAGACAUGUAUCGUCAGUAUAAGUAAUGAUUUGUCCGUUAAUUUUUAAAUCAUAUAUGAAAUUAAUAUAUAAUAUGAACAAUAACGAGCCCAAAACACUACCAUACAGUACUCCAUAAUUAAUAUCCAUUUCUUCGCCUGUAAUGUUAUUAAUUUGCAAUGAUUGUUUCCUGUUAUUUAAAUAACUUUUAAACCAUAUUAAAUUUCUAUUUUAUAUACCAAAACUAGGUAAAAUGUUUAAAGUUCAAGAUAAUUAACAGUGUCAACGGCUUAGAUCUAAAAAUAUUGCCAUUGAUUUUUUGCUAUUGCCAAACGCAUCAUAUAAGUAUUUACUGGUAUUAUACAGAGCAUUUUCUGUACCCAACCCAGGUCUAAAACCAAAUUGGUUUUUAAACAAUAAACUGUUCUUUUCUAAAACCUCUACUAAUCUAAACUUAAUUAUUUUCUCUAAUAUUUUUGGUAAAUUGCUAUUCAUUGAAAUCGGUCUAUAAUUAGUAUUUACUGGUUGUAUCCACAUUUUUAAAUAAAGAUUUAAUAAUUGCAAGUUUAAGUUUAUCUGAAUAUGUACAUUCAGAAAUACUUAAGUUAUAAAUAUAUGUUAAAGGUUCAAUGAUAUUUGCAUAUAUAGCCUUUAGAAUUUGCAUCAAUACUCCAUCAGAACCUGCCUGAAAUUUUAAGUGUAAUUUCAUUGUGGGACACUGUAUAUUGCCCCAAAUAAAUAAACAGCUAGGAUCAGGAAACCACAUAUUUUUUUUUUAUAAAUUAACAUUUUAUUUUUUGUACUUACUGCAUAUUUAAAUCUGGUAAUCUAGUAAUAUUCUAUCAUAUAUAAUUGCAUUGUACAAAUGAUAUUAUUUAAAUAUUUGUGUGUCAUUUUGACAUAGAUUAAUACAGUUAGUUUAAUUAGUAUAAUUAACUCAUUUAUUACAUAGAAAAAGAUGUCCUAGGAUAAUGGAGACGAGUGCAGCCACUGUUAUAGAUAAUUUAAUGAAUACCUGUAAGCAACGAUAAACCAUUGCUGACAAAAAAAAGAUUUUAAGCGCAGUUCAGUUGAUAGUGAUGCUUUAUCAAUAAUAUAUAUGUCAUAUUAUAGAAAAAUAAUUAAAUAGGCUUUAAAUAUUUUUUUUUUAAUAAUAUUGGUUUAAUUUUAUACCGAUUCCCCCGGUUUUCCUACAUUUUUCCAGUUUGAUCAUGUUUUAUUCCAGUUUUUCACAUUUACUGAGAAAAGUUGUGCAUAGAAAAAAAAACAAAUAGUAAUACUUUUCGUACAUUUUCUUGUUUUUUUUUCGGUUUUUCAAAGAAAAUAGAAAAAUAACCCCCCUAAAGUUCCUAUCCACAUUGAUUUCCUUUCAGUAAAGGUGCUACAAUUAGAAAUCCGAGCAAGUCUUUUGGUAAAAAAGUUGUUAAAAAAAAAUAAACUUCUUUAUGAAACCUUUCAUAGCCAUGGCUAUGGUACAGCUUCUUUUCUCCACUCAGAAUCUAUGAAGUUCCAUUAUAUCAUAAUUUUAAAUAUGAUUAAAUUCAAAUUAAAUUAAUAUUCAUAUAUUUGCCAUUUAAUAAUUACAAAACUGUGGGGAGACCCUUUGGUUGUAACUCAUUCAGUCUCUCCAAAUCUAACCUUGUUUCUCAUCAGUUAGAAAAAGAUCUGUUGUGUAUAUAAUAUAAGCAAGUCUAUUGAGUACUAAAGUCCGCACGUGUACAUUGCAGGUGAUGCCACUGGAAAACAACAUGAAGACGCCAAAACACUUUUUGGGAGUUUUUGGGGUAUUAAACAUAGGCAUGGGUGGCGUUACCAUCAUAUACACGCUGCUUGGUUUCUUAGGCUACUUGAAAUACGGUGAUGAAACGAACGCUAGCAUAACGCUCAACCUUCCCACCGGAGACAUGUAAGUUUAUUGUACCAUUUAAAAUCGAAUAGUCCACACAUACUUAUGAGGUACUACCUAAUAGUAGUAACUUAAAUUUGUUAUUGUCUAAAUCAUUUUCAUUUACACUUUAAUAUUUUCAUUAUUUAUUAAAGUUAUAAAUUAUUUCGAACUUUUAGAAGAACUUGGAACACAACAAAACAAAAAAAAAAAUAAUGAUUUGUUUUCACUAAUUCCAUAUUUGUAGUAUUGUUUACUUCAAUAAAAUAAAUCUACUCGAUAAUAAUAAAUUAUAGCAAUGAUAAUUGACGUGUGUUUGUUGUGUUUCAUCAGUGCUGCCCAGAUGGCCAAAGUGUUCAUCAGUCUUGCCGUGUUCUGCACAUAUGGAUUACAGUUUUUUGUGUGCUUGGAAAUCGCGUGGGCCAAAAUCAUGGAAAACUACGAAAAAGUUAAUACUUUUCACAAUUACAUAUUGAGGACUAUCAUGGUUACACUUUCUGGUGAGUAUCAGUGCCAUAAAAUGCGAGUGUGUUGUGAUAAUUACAACUGUACAUAAAAUAUAUCGAUUUUGUUUUGCUGUGUUUUGCAGUGGUGAUCGCCAUAGCUGUACCAACUAUAAGUCCAUUUAUCGGGCUCAUCGGCGCUUUCUGUUUUUCAUUGCUCGGUAUAAUCAUGCCAGUAGCUAUCGAGUUUGCCACUUAUUGGGACAAUGUGACUGUGUGGAUGACCAUAAGAAACGUGGUUCUCAUUGCUGUCGGCAUUCUAGCAUUGGUAUUCGGCACGGCCAGCAGCGUCACGGAAAUACUAGAAAUGUAUGGACCUGAAAAGGCCAAGACGAUAAUAUCCAAUGCCACUGCAGCCGCUCUAUGAUAAAACAGCUCCUCAAAACAGACUUAUAGUGUCUCGCCAGGUGGCGAUCACACUGAAUACAGUAUUCAAACAGUUAUUAUAUUAUUAUUACUUUCGAAGAGAAAUGUCUGUAUAUUUCUUUCGUGUAUGAAAAGUAAAAUGAAUAAGCACUCGCACAGCGACAUUAUUUUUUUGUUUUUACUAUUUUUUUCAUAAUGUAAGUUGUAUUAAACAACAAUAAUAAUACUAUAAUAUUAUUAUUUUUGUAUAAUUUUAUUUAACUGUAUUUAAUCAUAAGGUUUUAUAAUAUAAGUAUUAAGUUAUAUUUUUAAAUACAAUAAUUUUUAUUUAUAUGUAUGCGAAUAUAAUACGAUUAUAAUAUAAUGAUUAAUUCUUUUUAUACAUAAUGAUAGUAAUAAAAAUAUAUUUAUGUCCUAAAAGACUAGAUAUUUUGUUUAUAUAGAAGGAAAAACAAUCAUAUUUUUGUAUAAUAAUAUGAAAUAAUUAAAAAUGUGCUCAUUAUAAAAUUGAUAAAAAAUAAAAAAAAAUAUAUGAUUAACUAGUUUUGUGAGUAGUUUAACAUCUUCAGACCUUUAAUUCGAGUAUCGAUACCGUUUAGCGCCUCCAACAUAGGAAAAAGUUCAGUCAUCAGUCCGUUGGUGACGCUUACCAGAUCUUCUUCCGU
Cinara cedri is the source of this 62014-nucleotide messenger RNA. NCBI's taxonomy places the organism in Eukaryota, Metazoa, Arthropoda, Insecta, Hemiptera, Aphididae. The record is from the annotation of a GenBank genome assembly.